AUGGAGCCUCCUGGGCAGGUCAGGGAUCGCAUCCUAGAGAACAUCUCACUCUCCAUCAAGAAGUUUCAAAGCUACUUUGUUGUUUGCAAGGAUGAAACUCCAGCCAUUGGGAACCACAUCAAGGUCCUGCAGCAGCUCUAUGAGCACCUUGACCAUGAGCUGCUGUAUGGGCUCCAAGAUCUCCAAGAUCUCCCUUCAAGCUGCUAGGCCUUUCGAACUGUCUGGGCAGGAGAGGCCCCCUCGGAGUUGAGGGGGUUUCAGCCCCCAUGGAUUUCUCCUGCUUUUACAUUGAGAGUCCAAAUGCUCCUGUAGCAGGUGGUGACCACCAUGGCACUGCAGGGAGUGGCCAACUGCCACAUGUUCCUGGUAGCCUUCAAGCUGCUGGAAAAGAGGAGGAAGGAGGAAGAGCAUAAGCAGAAGAAGAGAGGGGUGGACCAUGCAUAGCAGUGGACUUGCAGGAGGAGGAUCAUAGAAUCAUAGAAUCAUAGAGUUGGAAGAGACCACAAGGGCCAUCGAGUCCAACCCCCUGCCAAGCAGGAAACACCAUCAGAGCACUCCUGACCUAUGGUUGUCAAGCCUCUGCUUAAAGACCUCCAAAGAAGGAGACUCCACCACACUCCUUGGCAGCAAAUUCCACUGUCGAACAGCUCUUACUGUCAGGAAGUUCUUCCUAAUGUUUAGGUGGAAUCUUCUUUCUUGUAGUUUGGAUCCAUUGCUUCAUGUCCGCUUCUCUGGAGCAGCAGAAAACACCCUUUCUCCCUCCUCUAUGUGACAUCCUUUUAUAUAUUUGAACAUGGCUAUCAUAUCACCCCUUAGCCUCCUCUUCUCCAGGCUAAACAUGCCCAGCUCCCUUAGCCGUUCCUCAUAAGGCAUCGUUUCCAGGCCUUUGACCAUUUUGGUUGCCCUCCUCUGGACACGUUCCAGUUUGUCAGUGUCCUUCUUGAACUGUGGUGCCCAGAACUGGACACAGUACUCCAGGUGAGGUCUGACCAGAGCAGAAUACAGUGGCACUAUUACUUCCCUUGAUCUAGAUCCUAUACUCCUAUUGAUGCAGCCCAGAAUUGCAUUGGCUUUUGUAGCUGCCGCGUCACACUGUUGGCUCAUGUCAAGUUUGUGGUCAACCAAGACUCCUAGAUCCUUUUCGCAUGUACUGCUCUCAAGCCAGGUGUCCCCAUCUUGUAUUUGUGCCUCUCCUUUUUUGCCCAAGUGCAAUACUUUACAUUUCUCCCUGUUAAAAUUCAUCUUGUUUGUUUUGGCCCAGUUCUCUAAUCUGUCAAGGUCGUUUUGAAGUGUGAUCCUGUCCUCUGGGGUGUUAGCCACCCUCACAGUUUGGUGUCAUCUGCAAAUUUGAUCAGGAUGCCCUUGAGUCCAUCAUCCAAGUCGUCUAUAAAGAUGUUGAAUAAGACCGGGCCCAAGACAGAACCCUGUGGCACCCCACUAGUCACUCUUCUCCAGGAUGAAGAGGAACCAUUGAUGAGCACCCUUUGGGUUCGGUCAGUCUGCCAGUUACAAAUCCACUGAGUGGUAGCAUAGUCAAGACCGCAUUUUACCAGCUUCUUUACAAGAAUAUCAUGGGGCACCUUGUCAAAUGCCUUGCUGAAAUCAAGGUAGGCUACAUCCACUGUGUUCCCUUCAUCUACCAGGCUUGUAAUUCUGUCAAAAAACGAGAUCCGGUUAGUCUGACAUGACUUAUUUUUCAGAAAUCCAUGCUGACUAUUGGUGAUCACAGCAUUCCUUUCUAUGUGCUCACAGACUGUUUGCUUAAUGAUCUGCUCCAGAAUCUUCCCUGGUGUUGAUGUCAGACUGACUGGGCGGUAAUUAUUUGGGUCCUCUCUUUUCCCCUUUUUGAAAAUAGGGACAACAUUUGCCCUCCUCCAGUCUGCCGGGACUUCGCCUGUUCUCCAGGAAUUCUCAAAGAUGACUGCCAGUGGUUCUGAGAUCACAUCUGCCAGUUCUUUUAAUACUCUUGGAUGCAGUUCAUCUGGCCCUGGAGACUUGAAUACAUCUAAACUAGCCAAGUAUUCUUGUACUAUCUCCUUAGUUAUUCUGGGCUGUGUUUCCUCUGCUGAAUCAUUUGCUCCAAAUUCUUCAGGUCGGGCAUUGUUUUCUUUAUCGGAGAAGACUGAGGCAAAGAAGGCAUUGAGGAGUUCAGCCCUUUCUGUGUCCCCUGUUUGCAUUUCACCAUCUUCUCCUCUGAGUGACCCCACUGUUUCUUUGUUCUUCCUUUUGCUACGAACAUACCCAUAAAAGCCUUUUUUGUUGCUUUUAACCUCUCUAGCAAGCCUGAGUUCAUUCUGUGCUUUAGCUUUUCUGACUUUGUGUCUACACGUGCUGGCUAUUUGUUUGAAUUCCUCUUGGUGGUUUCCCCCCUUUUCCAUUUUUUGUACACAUCCUUUUUAAUCUUAACUCAGUUAAAAGUUCUUUAGAUAGCCACCCAGGCUUCUUUAGGCACCUUCCAUGUUUCCGUCUCAUUGGUAUUGCCUGAAGUUGUGCUUUUACUAUCUCCUCUUAACAAACUCCCAGCCAUCAUGAACUCCCUUUCCUUUUAGUAUUACUGUCCAUGGGAUCUCACCCAGCACUUCCCUAAGUUUUAUGAAGUCGGCUUUCUUAAAGUCAAGAAAUUGAGUCCUAGUAUGCUUGGCUGCCCCUUUCCGCUGUAUAGUAAACUUCAGAAGGGCAUGAUCACUCGCGCCUAAUGAUCCUUCCACUUCUACCCCACUAACCAGGUCAUCAACAUUGGUUAGGACCAGAUCUAAAAUGGCUGUUCCUCUUGUUGCUUCUCCCACUUUCUGGACAAUGAAGUUGUCUGCAAGGCCAGUGAGGAAUCUGUUUGACCUUAUGCUCUUGGCCGAGUUUGACAUCCAACAAAUAUCCGGGUAAUUGAAGUCCCCAUUACUACUAUCUCCCUUCCUUUUGCAUGCUUGGCCAUCUGUUCCAGGAAGGCAUCAUCUAUGUCCUCCGUUUGGCUUGGGGAUCUAUAGUAAACUCCCACAAUGAGGUCACUGUUAUUCUUCUCUCCCUUAAUUUUGACCCAAAUGCUCUCACAUUGGCUUUGAGGUUCUAAAUCUUGGCUCUCUUCACAGGUAUACACAUCCCUGAUAUAUAACGCCACUCCUCCUCCUUUCUUGUCUGGUCUGUUUCUCUGAAAUAGAUUGCAUUUCAGUUUGGGUUUCUCCCCCUGUAAAGUGCAACAAUUCCCUGUAAGUCGCUCACUGUCUAUCCAUAUUAACUCUCUUAAAAGUAACAGCCUCAAUAGGAGAUAGCCACAAAGGUGUUUUCCUUUCCAGCAGAUUUUUAUAUUUCUCCCAAACUCUAUACAGAUUCUUCCUAAGAAUGUGGUUCAUAAAACCUUUAUAAAUUUUUGCCUUCCCAUACCAAAGACAUGCAUGCCAGAUGAAUUUUAGGUCAUGUCCUUUUAAGUCCAGGAUGUCUGCAUUAUCCAAUGUCUUUUAACCAACCCAAACAGACUGCCUCAUAAUACAUUUGCAGGUCUGGCAGGGCAAAGCCUCCUCUUUCUUUUAUAUCUAUCAUAAUUUUAUGUUUAAUUCUUGGCUUUCCCCCCUGCCAGAUAAAUUUAGAAAUAUCCUUCUUCCAUUCUUUGAAGCAGCCUGAAUUAUUUGCAAUUGGAAUUGAUUGGAAUAAAAACAGUAUCCUGAGCAGUAUAUUAAUUUAAUGGCUGAGACUCUACCAUACAGGGAGAGCUUCAUUCUCUCCCAAAUCUCCAAAUCUUUCUUAAUCUCUUUCCACAGUUUAACAUAAUUAUUUUCAAAUAAGAUGAGAUUUCUUACUAUCAACCAGAUUUCCAAAUAACUAAUUUUUUUACCUAUUUUCAAACCAGUUUUUCUAACAUAUUUUUUGACUGAUCGUCCAUGUUUUUAACCAACAUUUUGGUUUUAUCUGAAUUUAUUUUAAAACCUGCCACUUCUCCAAAUCUUUUGAUUUUUUCUAAUGCUUUGGGAACACUCCCCAAAGAAAUAUCUUUAACAUCUCUGUUAAGAGUGUCUGUGUUGUGCCCUUUGAAAAGUAACCACUGAGCUAUAACCUGUUUCAGUGUAAACAAAUAAAGUUCCUGUUUUGUUUUAAAAGUGCUUCAUCCUUCCUUCCUUGGAUCGAUCCUCUGGUGAGGGCUGAGUGGUCACAGGUACCCCCUUCACCUAAUUCUAACAUCUUGCUGCUGCUAAACAAAAAUACUACCACAACCAGUUAAAACAAAAGCUCAGGUGUGGGAAUGCAGGCAGGGGUUUCUCUUGCAGCCCCUAAAAUAGCAGCUGCAUUGCACAGCACCCAUAAUAACUGGGAGUGUCUGUUGGAGAGAGAAUGUGGGGUGUUUAUGUGUAAUAGAGAGGGGCAACUAUGUCCAUGCACUGUGUGAAUGAUGGAAGGGGGAGCCGUGUGUGUGUGAGGGAGGGACAGGGAAGAUAUGUGUGAGAGACAGAGGUAGGUAGGGGGGCCACUAGGGGCGCAUUGGAAGAUGGCCGACAAUAACAUCUCUCCGACCCACACGAGGUAAUUAAGAGGCUGUAAUGGGAGUAUGCAGCCUCCCUGCCCCCCAAGGGAAUGGGGGGGACUGCCCUUGCCUGCUGUGCCCAUAAAUCACCCCCGGAUUCGAGGGGGUGAGGGCACUAGGCAGAACGCCCUUGUGUGGACUUCGGCUCUCCUGGACGCUGUCUCUGAUUGCGCCACUAGCUGCAGCAACUUGAAAAUAAACAAUUAGGAAGAAGCAAAUGCACAUAUUUCAAGUGAAGAAUGGGGAGUAAAGACUGCCAAUUGAAGGGACCUCUGUGAAAGAAGACGGGUCGGAUAAACAGGAAUAUAUCAUGAGAAGACACAUCAAGGCUCGGUAUGUCAGCAGCGGGACUGGAUGGGGGAGGGGAAAAACUUUUCUUUCUUCUGUGUGAUUAACCAAUAAUCCCCCCCCACAAGUCAGAAAUGCCGAUUAAAUGACCUAAGCUGGAUGAUUUAAGACUGUGUGAAAAUAAACUUUAACCAAAAGCAUGUUUUAAGGAGACCGAGGAAAGUACAAGAGCUUUGGGAUGACGCAGUAAAAAACAGCGUCGCCAUUUUGGCAAGUUCUGUCGAAAGAUUUAUGUCUGGGAGGAGGAAUGGAUCUGUUUUUAUACUGCGGGCGAACCUCCUCAAAGGACUAAAGGCGGCGACAGAUUUGCGAAGAUUAAUGAUGGAAAGAGUGCUUUUAUCUAUGGAAGUGAUGAUAUAUGGAAACUAUCUCGAUAUGGCUAUUGGUCGAACAGAAAAAUUCACACAGGAUUACAACUUGUUUUUACCUGCUUAAGGAGAUUAUCAGAAGAGGUCGCAAAGAGAAAGGAAAAAUAUACGAAAAUAAUAAGAUGAGAUGUGGGAAACAGCAAGAUAGGAUUGGAUAGAAUUAUGAACAUUAUUUGGACAGAUUUGUGGACAUUAAGGCAGCAGCAAGAAGAUGAUUGGACCCCCCUUCGGAACUUGAAAUAUGGGUACCCCCAACAAAAAUUUAAAAAUUCGGCUUUGUAAUUUGGAAUUUAUGUGAUGUGAUGUGAUUUGAUUUGAUUUGAUUGGUCGGUUAAUAAAAAUUAUUUUUUUUAAAAAAAGAGAGACAGAGGUAGGUAGGUACGUAUGUAUGUAUGUAUGUAUGAGAGGAUAGGUAGGCAAGUAUGGACGCAUGGUCAGUGUGAGAGAGAGAGGGAAAGUGUGCCCAUGUGGGUGUGCCUGAGAGAUGGAGAAACAUAGAUGGUGGGUGUGAGAGAAAGGAAGAGAAUGUCCUUAUAGAAUGGGAAUAGCCAGCAACUAAGGAUGGCAAAACUCAGUUGCAGGGGUAGAGAGAGCCACAGCACUUAAAAAAGAAACCAAAGAGCUUGGAACCAAGCCUUCCACCGCAACUUUUGAAAAGCCACUUAAAAGCGUGUCUCUCACACACAAACAAAGUUUACUGAUAAGGCUUGGAAAGGUACAAGAAUCCAAGACCUUGAGAACAGUACAAAUCAUUCCCAACCAAAUAACACACUUUUCAUUUCAAAAUACAGGGGGGGGGGGACGGGACAGGAACAUGCUGAGUAAAACGUCCUGCUGUGAGUGCACAGUGUGGGUUUUUGUCUUAUGCUGUAAAGGGACAGGUAACAUAUUUGUAUUUAUUCCCAUGUAGACCAUAAGGUAUACAAAUAAGGGAAAACACACUGAACCAAAGACAAGGGAGAACUGCUAGAAGCAAGUUGGAGAAUGCCCCCUCUUCCCUCCCUCCUUGUAGACAUCUGAACAUAGGCUGCCUUGCACUAAGACAGGCCAGUGGUCCAUCUUAUGCAAUAAAGUCCUCUCUGACUGGCAGAGGCCCCCAAGGUUUUCAGGCAGGGUGACCUCCCUGGCCUUAACUGAGCAGCUUUCUAUGCAAAACGUGCUCCUGCUGUCCUGGGUAGAUCCAUGGUAGUAGCAGAGCUAAUGGUGUUUAGAUGCUGUUGGAGCAAUUUCGUUGCACAGAUGUUCCUUGCAAAAACCAGUUUUGCCAGCCCUAUUUGUGCUUUGCUGAGCAAAGGUUUGGUAAAGCCCCUUAUUCACCCUGUUACUCUAGUGCCCAACAAGCGGCUGUGUGUCAGGUGCUUGCAAAGUUAUGUGCAAGGGACUUAGACAGCUGGGUGGGUCAACACACCUCUCAGUCAUAUGACACCAGGUGACUGAUGGCACAGCCCACCUGUCAAAGUUGGUCCAUGGGGCCCCAAAAGGUUCCCCACCCCUGCACUAAACCAUUGUUUAGCAUUACACCUGAAUUAGGCCAAUGCGCCUUCAGAUGGUGCUGGAAUAAGCCACUCUGAAGCCCUACAGGUAACUCUCGACGAAAUUAGGCAUAUGGAGGUAGUUUUCAUUUCAGGAAUUGAAUGGUUUCAGCAUUUUGAACCUGCACCAUUAAGUAGCAAGGCAUAACACUCAGAACCUGGGCAUAAAACUAUAUUCUUGAAUCUUAGGAAGUCUGCUUCUCCUUCACUUUGGAAGAGGUAGUUCUUGUUACCUUAACCUUCUUUUCUUCUUUCUGGUCCAUUGCCCUGACUUUGUUGUCCUUUCCAUCAUAUGGCUUAAAUUUGUACCCCACUGCAUUUCAGGUUUCCCCCACUGCUGUCUGCUAGAGCUCUAUAACUCUUCCUCAAUACAGUGGUACCUCGGGUUACAUAUGCUUCAGGUUACAGACUCCACUAACCCAGAAAUAGUGCUUCAGGUUAAGAACUUUGCUUCAGGAUGAGAACAGAAAUUGUGCUCCAACGGCGCAGCAGCGGCAGGAGGCCCCAUUAGCUAAAGUGGUGCUUCAGGUUAAGAACUGUUUCAGGUUAAGAACGGACCUCCGGAACGAAUUAAGUACUUAACCCGAGGUACCACUGUAGUAGCUUUCCUACUCCAUCUCUCUCUCUAAUAAUAUAUGACCCCUUAAAGUAAGCAAGUGUAAGCUGUUAAUCUGGGUAGGGUGUUGCAUGUGCAUAAAUUACAUAUCUGAACCAUUUUAUUUUCUGUAUGAAGGAAACCACAGCUCCCAUCCUAAUUGGGUCUGAUGAUCCAAGGGCACUCACGAGCACUGUGUGAGAGGCAGAAAUAGCAAUAGCACUGUAGACUCAAACUAGGGGGUGACCACAUCUCUGCUAAUGUGUGUAGGAUGUAGGGACACAUCUAGCCUUGCUUAACAGCACCAUUAUCUCUAGACAGUUUACCACCUCCACAUACAGAAUACCAUCCUAAACCACCGAAAGGACCUAUGCAUGGGUAGCACAUGCAGAAGACACAAAUUCCUUUAGUUAAAACAUGGCAAUGCUUAUGUCACACUGCCUGCCUUGAUAUCACUACGAUUUAAUGUGCAGUAAAAAUGAUAAAGAUAAAAUUUAGAAACACUGAUAACACAUACACACAUCUGUUGUUGAAUAUUCCCCAACACAUUAAAUGACACCUGCCUUCUUAAAGUCAUCCCUAAAACUACCUCCCCCCCAACCCCCCAGUAAUCAAGAUCCAAGUUUUUAUUCUGAUUCUUGCUCUGCCAGGGCCAAGCUGUUGUACUAGGGCAGGACAGUAGGCAGCAGCAUUAAUUAACUUUGGAAACAGCUGAAUAGCAACCUCUGAAAAGUUAAUGCACUUCUUAAAAUUAUGACAAAGAAGAAAAAACAAAAGGUUACAUGGAGCAUGGUGCACAUAAUAACUGCCAAAAGCUAUUUACUAGAAUGAGAGAGAAAGCAGACAUAAGCAAACAGACCCAGCUCUUAACAAGCCGAGAUGGCACCAUGCCAAAUGUGUAGCCACUGCUAUUAUGGGAUAGGAUUUUUAGCCCUCCUGAACAGCUCAGCCACAGAUUAUUUGAGUUAGACAACUAGGUCCAAUCCUAACCCUGUCUACUCAGCAGUAAAUCCUACUGAAUUCAAUGGGGUUUAAUCACAAGUGUGGUUAAGACUGCACCCUUUGUGCUGGAUCCCAACUGACUGAAGGACUAGCUUCAGAACAAAUGCUUCAGGAGAUGUGGACAAGUUUCAAAGAUGGGAGGCUUCCCGUCUACCGUUUGCUCUCAUCAAUACAGUGGUACCUCAGGUUACAAAAGCUUUGGGUUACAAACUCCGCUAACCCGGAAGUAGUACCUCAGGUUGAGUACUUUACCUCAGGAUGAGAACGGAAAUCACGCGCUGGCGGUGCAGCGGUAGCUGGAGGCUCCAUGAGCUAAAGUGGUACCUCAGGUUAAGAACGGUUUCAGGUUAAGAAUUAAGUUUGUAACCCGAGGUACCACUGUAGUGUCAAGCCUGAUCUACACAUGCAGAAGAAUAAGGUGUUGGGAAAGGCAACCAGCAUCACUCACUCACUUGUUUAUUUAGUUUUUAUACCACCCCCUCAUCCAAAGAUGACAGUAUAAAAUCACAAAAACACCCAGGAUGAUGAUGAGGAUGAUAAUGAUAAUAAUAAUAAUAAUAAUAAUAAAUAAUAAGGCAUUUCUAUUGCUCCCUUCAUCCCAAAGGAGUUCAAAGCAGUGGCAAAUUCCUUCACACUUCUUCACAGCCAUUUUGACUCUUUUACAACAUCCUUUCACUCAGCAUGCUCUUCACUUUCCUUUAUUGCCAAUAAGCUAUAUUCAAUGUAUACAUCAAGAUGUUUUUCAACCACAGCUCCCCCCUUUCCAAUGCUUAUUUCAAAUAAGCAUCAACACUCAAUUCUUCAGCAUCAUACAAGCAUACAAUCUCCAUUACAUCUUUACUGAUGCCUUUUUGUUAUUUUUAAAAAGAAAUUAAAAUUUUAUUGAAAUUAUUUAGAACAUAAAUCAAUUACUCUGACAACAAAAACAGAACAAACCAAUACCCUUGACCCCCAAAGCAAAACAAACAAGACAGAAAAAGAGAAUCAAACAGUAAAUGAAAGCUGAAUAUGAUUAGAAGGGACCAGUCGGUUAAAGGUAUACAGGUCGGAACUAAACAGUACAAAUUGAGAGCAUUUGCAGAUGACUUAGUAUUGAUGUUACAGGAGCCAGAAUCUAGUACUAAAAGGGUUUUAGAACUGAUUCAAGAAUUUGGUCAAGUGGCAGGAUUUAAAUUGAAUAAGUCAAAAACCAAGGUUUUAGAGAAAAAUUUAACACCGAUUGAAAGAGAGAGGUUUCAGAAUGAGACAGGUUUAACAGUGGUUAAGAAAGUUAAAUAUUUGGGGAUUAACAUGACAGCAAAAAUGGGAACUUAUUUAAAGAUAACUAUGAAAAAUGCUGGUCUGAAGUGAAAAAGAUUUAGAAAUUUGGUCAAAUUUGAAGCUUUCACUGCUGGGCCGUAUUGCUGCGAUAAAAAUGAAUGUAUUGCCUAGAAUGUUGUUUUUGUUCCAAACUUUGCAGAUUGUGGACAAAAUGGAUUGUUUCAAGAGGUGGCAGAAAGAUAUUUCUAAAUUUGUCUGGCAGGGCAAGAAGCCCAGAAUAAAAUUUAAAAUACUAACAGAUGCAAAGGAAAGAGGUGGAUUUGCCCUGCCAGACCUCAAACUUUACUAUGAAUCAGCAGCUUUUUGCUGGUUGAAAGAAUGGCUACUUCUUGAAAACACUGACAUUUUGGACUUGGAAGGUUUUAAUAAUGUAUUUGGAUGGCAUGCAUAUCUAUGGUAUGAUAAGGUCAAAGCACAUAAAGCAUUUAGAAACCACAUUGUCAGGAAAGCGCUAUUUAAUGUUUGGUUAAGAUAUAAGGACUUGCUAGAAAACAAAUCCCCAAGGUGGCUGUCACCAAUGGAAGCGAAAGCCUUGAAAAAGGUCAAUAUGGAGGUCAAAUGGCCGAAAUAUUGGGAAAUUUUGGAACAAGACGGAGAUAGACUGAAAUUGCAGAGUUUUGAAAAACUAGAAAACAAAGUGCGAGACUGGCUUCAUUAUUAUCAGAUAAUGGAGGCAUUUAAAUUGGACAGGAAAAUUGGCUUCCAGGUGGAAAGAUCCAAAUUAGAAACAGAAUUGUUAGAACCCAAAACUAAGAAUUUGUCAAGAAUGUACAACUUGCUGCUGAAAUGGAAUACUCAGGAUGAAACGGUAAAAUCGGCUAUGAUUAAAUGGGCACAGGACGUUGGACAUAAUAUUAUGUUUGCUGACUGGGAACAGUUAUGGACCACAGGUAUGAAAUUUACGGCAUGUAAUGCCUUAAAAGAGAAUAUUAUGAAAAUGAUAUACAGGUGGUACGUAACCCCAGUCAAGCUUGCAAAAAUCUAUCACUUGCCCGAUAACAAAUGUUGGAAAUGUAAAGAAACUGAAGGUACAUUUUUUCACCUUUGGUGGAUGUGCCCAAAGAUUAAGGCUUUCUGGGAAAUGAUAUAUAAUGAAUUAAAAAAGGUAUUUAAGUAUACCUUCCCUAAGAAACCAGAGGCCUUUCUUCUGGGCAUAGUCGGCCAAAUGGUGUUAAAAAAGGAUAGAACUUUCUUUAUGUAUGCAACAACAGCAGCAAGAAUACUCAUCGCAAAGUAUUGGAAGACACAAGAACUUCCCACGCUGGAGGAAUGGCAGAUGAAACUUAUGGACUAUAUGGAAUUGGCGGAAAUGACUGGUAGAAUCCGUGACCAGGGAGAAGAGUCGAUGGAGGAAGAUUGGAAGAAAUUCAAAGACUAUCUUCAGAAACAUUGCAAAAUUAAAGAAUGUUAGAGUGAUGUUGGACUGAAAAUAAGCGGUUUCCAGCUGUACAGGUUAAAGUUAACGAUAGACUAAGAUUAAAGAUUAGGAUUAAAGAUGUUUAAAGAAAUGGAAAUUUGACAUUAAGAGGGAAAAUUUUAACGUUAUAUGAUACUAAGAUCAAAGAUCAGGUUUAAAGAAGUUGAAGUUAUAUAUUUCAAUAUCUUAUUAAAGCUAAAGAUUGGGAUUAAAAAGUGGAAAAGAAAUUGCUGGACAAACAAUUUGGAUUGGAAUACAAAAGAGGGAGGUAUGAGGAAGUCCAGAAAAUAAGUAACUAAAAAAAACGGAAAUGGAAAAGAGAUAUUGUUUUUAAUUGUUAUGUUUUUUGUUCUUUUAUUGUUGAAUCUUGUUUUUUGUGUGUGUGUUUUUGUUAUAUGUAUUGUGUAUGUUUUUCUUUUCUUUCUUUGUUGUUUAAAACUUUAAUAAAAAUUAUUUUUUAAAAAACAAAAAACAAACAGUAAAUCAAAAAAUAAAAGAAUUUGUUACACACACACACACACACACACACAUAUAUAUAUAUAUAUAUAUAUAUAUAUAUACACAUACACACACACACACCGUAUUUUCCUUCCAAAUUAUUUUUCAACUUCCUUCAUCCUGUACAUGGUUUUCUAUUUUCUCCUUCUAAACUGUCUCUUUUAUGAAUUAUUUUUACGAUAUGGUUCUUAGGCUACAAUUUGGAAAAAUUUACUGAUGCCUUUCGUGGCUCUAAUAAUCACACAUACACCAAGUUUAGCAACAAUAUAGAUUACUUCAAUGAGAAGUAAAUCAAGAAUGAUUUACUCAAAAGAUCCCAAUUCAGUCUUUUAGCCUGAACUUGUCUAGCCGGGUGAAGACUCCUUUUCUAUAUGUUAUAUUUUGUUCUGCUCCUGUGAUGUUAAAUCACAACCUGAUCUAGGGUGCUCCAAAGCCAGAUAUACUGUAUAUAAGCAUGAAUGUCUCAACAACAGUAACUUACCAGGUUGCUCAAUGCACAAGUUGUCUCUAGUGCUUCUGCUUAGACUUGUCAACUUACUAGAACAGGGGUGAGAGCAGCAAAGUGGGUCAUAACAGUUAUGCAUUCAUGACAUGCAUGAAUGUCAAAUAUUUCUAUUUAAGGUUUCAGAUUCAUCCUUUUACAGUUUUAAGUGGCUGUCUCUUAUUUCUAAGCAGCAAAAACAGUCCCUGCCAUUUUUAUGUGUGUCCUCAGGCUCUCAUUACUGCUUUGACCUACAAGAAGAGAAAGCUAAAGAUCGAGCCGUGACCAGGCCAGGAAAACUGGGCCAGGUGCCUUUUUCUCACUCCCGAAUCCAACACAGCCUAAGUACACUCUGUUCUCGUUGUUUCCCCAUCAAUGUUUGCACAGUGGAUAUGGCAGCAUAACUGACAUCCACUUGACAGACAGCCAAUCUAUGGAAGGCACCACACUGAGCCGCAUGAAAUGGAAGUCCAUCAACCUCACAAAGAAACUUGCACAGGUACAGACUGAUAUCUCCUUUAUAAUAUAUAUUUCAACUGCGUCAGACCAACAUGGCUACCUACCUGAAUCUAGAGCCAAUCUACUGGAAGAGAAGUUGUCAUUUCAGUGGGGCUUCCCUUCAACCGUACUGCUCCCCCGGACCAGGAAAAAAACCUUUCUUAAAUAAUUAUUAGUCUAUCUUUCAAUCUUUGGGUCAACAUAGGAGCUAUCUUACUAUUAAGAUCCGGUGCGCUGCAAAGGCCCAUUAGCACAGAUGUGUGCCGGAUGCAUCCCAGGCACACCCUAAUGUUUCACAAAGCUGGGAAUCAAGGAAAGCAGACAAAGGUGUAGGCAGAAUAAAAAGGCUGGAAUGGACCUGCAGUUUCUGCCUGCAUCUUUCUCUGGAAACGGUGGUGGAAUGGUUGGCCCAGUGGUAGCAGUAAGGAAGGAGGAGGGACUCCUCUGCAGGCAGAAGCUGCAGAUCCAUCCCAGCCCUUUUCUUCUGCCUGCAUCUGCCUGUCCCAUGGCUUUGUUUCUGUCCAAUAUCCGCUAGUCACCUUUUGUGGAGAGAGCUCUGUGGGGAUGAGGGGCUGCUUUGUGGUGUGCAAGCUAGGAGGAGCAGGAGCCACCCCACCCUCAGCCCUCCUGAUCAGCCCUGCCUCUGGCCAGCUUUCCAAGAGUUUCUCUGCAGAAAAAUCUUCUGCUUUGGCUUCUUGACCACUCUUGCGGUGGUGGUGGUGUCAGCUUCUGUUGUUAUUCUUACUGUUCUUUGCUUAUUGGUUUGUCAUUUCCCUCGCUCCCGCCUUCCUUUGUUGAAAUAAAUCCUUGGGUGCACACCUUAAUGAAAUGUGCUGUGCACACCUAUGCUCUUUAGAGAGUAGAAGACACUGAAGAGAAGUGGCCAGGCUGAGUGGCAGAGUCCAUUUUUUGCAUUCAUAAGUUUUCAGUUCCACCCCUGGUAUCUCCACCUAAAAAGGAUCAUAGAUUCAUAAAAUUGUAGAGUUGGAAUGGACCCAAAGAGUCAACUAGUCCAACCCUCUGCAAGGCAGGAAUCUCUACACAUGCUCCCCCAUCCAAUCAGAAACCAUGCUUAGAUCUGCAAAUGUGCUAGCAGUUUUAUUGCUGUAACCAGUGCUAUUUUUCUAGAAAAACAGGUGCUGGAACUCACUGUGAGCGUGCUGUGGUCUAAACCACUGAGCUUCUUGGGCUUGCAGAUCGGAAGGUCCGUGGUUUGCAUCCCUGCAACAGAGUGAGCAAGCUCCUGUUGCUCUGUCCCAGCUCCUGCCAACCUAGCAGUUCGAAAACAUGCCAGUGCAAGUAGAUAAAUAGGUACCGCUGUGGCAGGAAGGUAAACAGUGUUUCCGUGCACUCUGGUUUCUGUCAUGGUGUCCCGUUGCGCCAGAAGCGGUUUAGUCCUGCAGGCCACAUGACCCGGAAAGCUGUCUGUGAACAAAUGCUGGCUCCCUCGGCCUGAAAGUGAGAUGAUCGCCACAACCCCAUAGUCGCCUUUGACUGGACUUAACCAUCCAGGGGUCCUUUACCUUUCACCUUUUCUCUUAUACAGCGGUACCUCAGGUUAAGAACUUAAUUCGUUCUGGAGGUCCGUUCUUAACCUGAAACUGUUCUUAACCUGAAGCACUUUAGCUAAUGGGGCCUCCUGCUGCUGUGCCGGAGCACAAUUUCUGUUCUCAUCCUGAAGCAAAGUUCUUAACCCAAGGUAAUAUUUCUGGGUUAGCGGAGUCUGUAACCUGAAGCGUCUGUAACCCGAGGUACCACUGUAAUAGAAAGGGCACCCACCUGAGAGGUGCUGGAACUGAGUUCUGGUGAGUUCUGGCUGAAAAAAGCCGUGGUUGUAACACUGUCUUUCCCAUCAACUGCUCUCUGGCAUCUUGGAGAGUCACUGCCAGUCAUGAGUAUACAAUUCCAGGCUGGAUGGACAAGUAGUCUGACCUGGUGGAAGGAAGCUUCCUCAGUUCCUCUUAAAAUGCCGCAGGGGCAGGGCAACACUGGCUGUGAGGCUUGGCCACACGUGAUCAACUGCUGCAACAUCUAAGAUUCCAGCAAGGACACAAAGUACCUUUGCAGCCCAUUGCCAGGUACACCCACAACCCUGGAUAUAAUGGGCCUGGAUAGAGAAAACCAGAGAAACAACUGAGGAAUUUACUAAGUCAGACCAUUUGCUCAAUACUGUCUGUUUUGGCAAACAAAAGAAGCAUCCUUCUGUCAAGAGUUUGGGUGUAACCUUUAACGCCUCCCUUUCCAUGGAGGUGCAGGUUGCAGCCACAGCAAAGGUGGCAUUUUUCCAACUCCGCCGUAUUAAGCAGUUGGUCCUUUACCUUUCUCGCCCUGAUAUGGCCACAGUGAUCCAUGAGACAGACAUCUCCAGGCUUGAUUAUUGUAACUCACUCUACGCGGGGCUGCCCUUGAAGCUGACCCAGAAACUCCAGUGGGUGCAGAAUGCCACGGUGAGGCUCCUUACGGGGUUCUUGCCACAGGAUCACAUUCAUCCGGUGCUUUACCAACUGCGCUGGCUCCCGGUGGAGUACAGGAUCAGGUUCAAGGUGCUGGUUUUGGGUUUUUUUAAAAAAUGAUAUUUAUUGAAAAUUUUUAAAAUUACAGAAAAAGACAAAGCAGAGAAAGAAAAAAGAAAAAACGGAAAAGAGGAAAAAAACAAACAAACCACAUCCAACAAUACAAAUUCAAAAAACAAAAAUACACCACAAACAGAUAAAAAUAAAACCAACAUUCUCAAAUCUUCAACUUUCAUUACCUUCUUUCUUUGACCUCCUCCUCCUCCCUUUUUUGUAUCCCAGUUAAUAAUUAUCGCAGCAAAUCCUUUCCAUAUUUCAUAAUAUUCUGUCAUUACAUUACCUUAAUCUAUUUUCAUCUUAUCUUAUAAAAAACCUUAGAACUUAAAACUUAAAUCUUAUUUUUACCCACUUCUCAUAACCAUAAUAUUCUUGCCUAAUUCUUUAAACAUUUUUGCUAGAGCCAAGUAAUUUCGUUCCAACAUUUUUCUAACAGUCAUCAAUUUUAUAAAACAAUCCUAGUGAUAAAAAAAAGAAAUAGAAACAAUCCAAUCUUCGUCCAGCGUCCCUUCCUCCUGGGUCCCGGGUUUUGUCAGUCCUUUUUAUCCCAUUGAUCUAGCGCAUUAACCUGGUAACCUUAUAUCCAAGGCCCUUAAGUCCCUUCCAUGUCCCUUCCGCAGCUCUUCUUCAUAUUCACCUUUCACUGGUGGGAACUCCAACUUGGUAAUGUUUUUGACCCUUUUCAACAAAUCAGCCCCUUUUCCAUAGUCCAGACUAAACUCCAUGUAGUAUUUAAAAACAUGUUUCAGAAUCCCUCCAAAAUUGAGAGCCCCCACAGCUCCAAACAUCUCACGGCCCAUUGCCAGACUCGGAAAGUCCAAACAUCCCUGCAUAGGGGGGUCUAUCCAACCCCCCAUUUCCAAAUCAGUCCAAACUUUAUCUUUCCUAAUCUGGCUUUUUCCAAGUUCAUUUGUCAAAUCCAAAAGCUCAUGUUCCUGCUGGGCCGCAGCUCCCUCCAUCUCUGGCGCCCAAGAUUCCGCAACAUCCUCUUCUCUCAUCUGUUCUGUCAGGGCACACUCCUGAUUUAAUUCCUGGGUGGGCUCCAUAUAGUUUCCCACUACCUGUUCAAAAAUUCUGGCCGCAUUAGUCAUCAAAUCCGUCUUCUCAGUUAACUGUUCCAGUAGAGUAUUUAUUUUACAGAGAGCACACAACAGAGCUUCUGAAUACAUUGUCCUACAAGGUCACAAGCCUUUUCACACGAUUGUAAUCUGUGACAGCUGCAAGCUCCUGGAAUUAGUUACAGUUUCCCAGUCUCCCUCUAGGGGAAAACUUCUAAUUGUUCUUGCAACAAAGUUUCCCUUUUUGAGAUAUUUUGUCAAUAUUUGUUCCUUUAAAAUGCGAAAGGAAACAGUGGAAUCACUAUGUUUCUCUUCUUUUAGCUAUCUGUCAAAAACGUUUGUCUCUGGUCAAUGAGCUUCAAACGUCAGUCCUGACACCCCGCUCCAGGAUCAGGACGGUGGAAAGUUACUUUACUUUAAACUCACUUCUGCAAAUUUAAACAGUCCGAAAAGAUCCCCUUCUUCUCCUGCUGCCGAAGGGGGGUUCGAGGAUUUUAAAUGAUGAAAGCCAAUCCUUUAGAAGCGAUUUUCUGAGCUCUAGUUUACGUUGUCUUUGCUUUGUUCUGUCUACAAAGAAACGGAAGGCUGACUUCCUGUUUAGACCUUCCCGUUUCAGUACCAAAUUGAAGUAAAUUUUUAAAUCCAAUUCCUUUCUGCUUGCAAGUCCUUAUUUAAAGUCCAAUUGUUCAAAGUUUAAGUACUCACGGGUGCUUAUUUUAGAAGCCAAAUUGUCCCAGGAAAAAGGCAGCGCUCUCCGGCAACAGCUAUGCGGCUUCGCUCCACGGAAAUAGCAGUUGACUCACAGCACCGCGCCACUUCCCCCUCUUCGCUUUGGAGCCCGUUAGUGGGUUCCUUUGUGGGUUGGGGGGGUGCUAAGGGUGCCCGCCGAGUCCCAUGGUCACAGGCUUCAUCCACCUGUGAUUUUUAAAAGGGUCCCCGCUUCGCCGUAGCGGAAAAGACCCGUUUCGCGCGGAGCUAGUCCCUCCAGUUCAGAGGGAGACCGCCAUUGCCGAUGGCGCCACCCCGGAAGUCUCCAAGGUGCUGGUUUUGACCUUUAAAGCCCUAUGCGGCCUAGGACCCUCGUACCUACGGGACCGCUUCUCCUGGUACGCCCACAGAGGACCUUAAUAACACCACAAAUAACACCACUUUGGAGGUACCGAGCCUCAAGCAGAUUAGAUUUGUUUCAACUAGGACCAGGGCCUUUUCGGUACUGGCCCCGACUCUGGUGGAACGCUCUGUCACAAGAGACUAGGGCCCUGCGGGACUUGACAUCAUUCCACAGGGGCUGCAAGACAGAGCUGUUCCGCCUGGCCUUUGGUUUGGACUCAGUCUGACCCUUAUGUCUUCCCUCCCCUUACGGUUUUGAUUUAUGGGCGACUUUUAAAAUGAGGCUGCUUUUUAAAUUGCAUAUUAACCUGUAUUUUAAGCUGGGUUGUUUUUGUUUGUUUGUUUCCCCCCCCCCCAUUAUGUUUCCAUUGUAAUCCUACUGGUGGUAGCCACCCUGAGCCCGGCUUUGGCCGGGAAGGGCAGGGUAUAAAUUUAUUAUUAUCAUUAUUACAGUGCUACCUUGGGUUACAUACGCUUCAGGUUACAGACUCCUCUAACCCAGAAAUAGUACCUCGGGUUAAGAACUUUGCUUCAGGAUGAAAACAGAAAUCGUGCUCCGGCAGCGCGAGGCCCCAUUAGCUAAAGUGGUGCUUCAGGUUAAGAACAGUUUCAGGUUAAGAAUGGACCUCCGGAACGUAUUAAGUACGUAACCAGAGGUACCACUGUAUUAUUAUUAUUAUUAUCCUCCUGCUGGUUCAGACCUAUGGCCUCUCUAGCCCAGCAUCUUGUUCUCACAGCAGCCAGCCAGAUGCCUGUGGGAAACCUGCAAGCCGGACCCAAGCCCAAGAGCUGUGGAGGGACAGCAGAGCCUCCAUUCCUACUUUAUCAUGAGGAGGUAGAGAAUCUCGAGACAAGACAAGACCUUGACUUGACCAUUCCGCCUUGAGCCUCUCAUGCAUGGAUCUCUUCAAACCUGCACAUACAACAGACUGACAAGAUCAGCCAGCACUUAUGAAAGUGAAUGAAUUCUAGCAUUACCAAUGUUCAACAUUCAUUAUGGCUAAUGGCAUAUUCUCUGCCAAUUUACCUUUUCCCUUAUUACUGAAGAACAAAGUCAACACAGCACAUUAUGUGCUGGGUAGGGAAAUUUAUAUACCGUAUAUACUCAAGUAUAAGCCGACCAAAAUAUAAGCUGUGGCAACUAAUUUUACCACAAAAAACUGGGAAAACUCAUUGACUCAAGUAUAAGCCAGUUCACCACACCACGAACCUCUUGGUGGGCCGGAGUGCAUGUGCGCGCGUGCAUGUGCACACGGCAGAAGAACUUCUCUCCCCCUCAGCCCCUCCCAUCCCCCUGUCUACCUAGGGUGCUGCUGAGAGGCAGAGGCUGGUGGCAGCAGAGGAAGAACAAGCAGCCCAAAAGGGCUGCUCGUUCCUCCUCCACCACCAUCGAUAGCGGCAAUGGCGGAGGAGGAGGAGGAAGGAGCAGCCCAAAAGGGACCCUCACUCAAGUAUAAGCCAAGGGGGCUUUUUCAGCAUAAAAAAUGUGCUGAAAAGGUUGGCUUAUACACAAGUAUAUACGGUAAAUAGGAAGGAGGAGCCUCAUUUUAGAUUAACUUGGUUAAAUAUUCUCUCAAUUAAAAAAAAAGUUUUGCCUGUAACAAUUUGUUAAAAGUGAUAAAGCUAAAAAACAACAACCCAGCAGUGAAUGACCAAAGAGAAUGGUUAGCCCUCAUUUGAUUUCUGAGCCAAGAACGCAAAAUCUCAACUCUUUUAGGGCUGGUCAAUUUUUCUGGGGGCUACUAGGUCUUCUAGAGCAUAAUUUCCAAGGUACACGCCAAGAGAAAAUUUCAAUUUUAAAUGAACUGAAGAAUUCUGUGAUCCUAAAGUAUAUCACUCACAGGGGAUACCUGUUUUGUCUCUGUGGAAUUUAGUACAGGGGUACCUCAACUGUUCUUAACCUGAAGCACCACUUUAGCUAAUGGGGCCUCCUGCUGCCGCCGCGCGAUUUCUGUUCUCAUCCUGAAGCAAAGUUCUUAACCCGAGGUACUAUUUCUGGGUUAGCGGAGUCUGUAACCUGAAGCGUAUUUAACCUGAGGUACACCACUGUAUUCUGGACUUGUCUUUCAGUCAGCAACUGUGACACACACAGAAACCAAGUGCCCACAUUCUACCAGGUAGGUUUGUGUGUGUGUGUGUGUGUGUGUGAGAGAGAGAGAGAGAGAGAGAGAGAGAGAGAGAGAUACACAUUACACUCUGAAAACCAAACCUUUUCCUCUUUCAGAGGAAUUCUAUUUCAGUGGUGAGAAGUGUGUAUCACAGGGAACAGAAGUUUAGGAAACAUUUGUCUAAAUGAGGGGUAGGGAAUGACAUGGCUCCCCAGUUCUCUUUUCUGAUGAGCAGCUUUUGCAUCUCACUUGGAAACCAAGGACCCAGAGUCAGGAAGAACAAUGGGGAGGCCAGUGUGAAGUUUCCACAGUCUGUGUUGAUUUGGGAGCCAUGUCAUCAGCUGGUGUUGGUCCACUGUGCUUCAUUCAGUCCAGGGUCAAUGCAGCUGUCUACCAGGAAAUUUUGGAGCACAGACAAGCUUUAUGGGGAUGCUGACUUCAUUUUCCAGCAGGACUUUGGCACCUGCCCACACUGCCAAAAGUACCAAAACCUGGUUCAAUGCCCAUGGGAUUACUGUGCUUGACUGGCCAGCAAACUCGCCUGACCUGAACCCCAUAGAGAAUCUAUGGGGCAUUGCCAAGAGAAAGAUGAGAGACAUGAGACCGAGCAAUGCAGAAGAGCUGAAGGCUGCUAUUGAAGCAUCCUGGUCUUCCAUAACACCUCAGCAGUGCCACAGGCUGAUAGCAUCCAUGCCACGCCGCAUUGAGGGAGUAAUUGAUGGAAAAGGGGCCCAAACCAAGUACUGAGUACAUAUGCAUGCUUCUACUUCUCAGAGGUCCAAUAUUGCUCUAUUUGCAGUCCUUGUUUUGCUGAUUUCAUUUAAUAUUCUAAUUUUCUGAGAUUGUUAAUUUGGUGUACAAUCAAUGACAAUAAAUAUCAAAUCCAUCAAAAACUGAAUUGGAUUACAGCUUAAAACAACAACAACAAAUAAAUAAAUCAAAGAACAAUCUAAUCUUUUGUGAAUGGAAUACAGUUCAGUUUUGAAGUGUUUAAAAACUCUGGGAUUUAUAAAGACACUUAACUUGAAGUACUGUAUCCAAGCUUUCAUGCUGGCAGAGAUGGCCAAAAUAUGAAGCUGCCCCACUCACACCAUUGGUCUAACCAGCAUAUUAUUAUGGUCUACUCUGACUGGUAGUUCUUCACAAUCUCACAGGUGAAAUCUUCCUUCUCCAGCACUGUGACCAAUGUUGCUUUAACCGGGGAUACUGGAGACUGAAUUCAGGCUUCUGUGCACGCAAAAUUCUCUACAAUUCAGCAAUGGCCCAUGAAACAAGGUAAAAACAGCUUUGGACACCAUUAAGGGUAGCAGAGUGAGAGACAGUAAGAUCUCUUGCACAGUUUACACUGAAAGCCACCAUUGUGUGUUUAUGCAGCUGCUACUCAUUUAAACUGGGUUUGCAACGAAGAGCUUUGUGAUGAAUUACCGUAUUUUUCGCUCUAUAGGACGCACUUUUUCCCCUCCAAAAAUGAAGGGGAAAUGUGUGUGCGUCCUAUGGAGCGAAUGCAGGGGGGAGGCAGGCAGGAAAAGCCCCCAAAAGCCGCACACAAGCUCCACGUGGCUCUUGCGGGCUUUUCCUCAGGAGGGACAAGGGACUGACGCGGCCAAUCAGUCCCUUCUCCCUCCUCGUAGAAAAGCCCACAGGAGCCGCGCGCUCCUUAAAAGGUGCACGGCUCCUGGGGGCUUUUGCGGGAGGUGGGGGUAUUGCCAUAGCCCCGCGACCCUCUCCCGGCUGGAGAGCUGGCGCACAGCUAUGGCAGCAGCCUCUUUAGUCGCGUGCCACCUCACCAGCCGGGAGAGGGUUGCGGGGCUAUGGCUUCCUUAGCCCCGCGCUCGCUCUUCUGGCUGGAGAGGUGGUGCGCGGCUAAGUAGGCUGCUGCGCGCCUUUCCGCUGCUCCCCAACCUGCUCUUUGGGGCUGGCGGUGGGCUUCCCCCCACCAGCCCCAAAGAGCAGGUCGAAAGGACUCUGAAGCCUGGAGAGCCAUAGGGUAGCCACCUGAAGGCGACUGAAGGCACCUUGAACAGCACCUUGUUUUAGAGGGGGAAAACAAGGGGGGGGGAAUUCUCCCCCUCUCUGCGCAGCACCUCCUGCUGCUUCGCUGAAGGGGCACUGGGCAGAGAGGGGGAGAAAUUUUUUUCUUGUUCUCCCCCCUCUAAAACAAGGUGUGUCCUAUUGUCCGGUGUGUCCUAUAGAGCGAAAAAUACUGUAUACUCAGGAAUCCAGUGAUUGUAGCCAGGAUUGUACCUAGUGAUAAUUAGUACUUCCUAUAACAAGAUUUAUUUAAGCAUAACCCUCCAUGCAUUCCAGAACCAGUGCUCCCAACUUAUCAAAGCCAACAGAAGCUCUUUUAGGCAAUGUUGCAGAGUUUAGUUUCCUAUAGAUGACAGAACACUGGAGAUUUAUGACGUCUUCGUAAUACUUAUUUUCUUUACAAAUCUACAAGCAGAGUAUAAAUAUAGGCAAAUAUCAGGCACUGCUCCAAGAUACCAAACCAUGCCUGUUUCUUUUUAUUAUUAUUUUUAGUGUAAACCACUCUUUCCAUCACUUCCCCCUUAGAUCUUCUUUCUAUUCUUCUAGCUAGGAAUAAUCAGUUUCCAAAUCUUGAUGGUUCUCUCCUGCAAAAAUACUCAUCUGUAUCUGCUGUUUAUUAUAUUUAAGUAAGCCUGAUCAAAGUUCAUGGGUAGGGGCAGUAUUGGAGAAUAAAAUUUGAUAAGGCACCAUCAGUAGUAUAUUAGAUUUAACUAGGCAGAAAGGGUAAAUUAUUAACCAAACUAUGGAAUUUAACUGCAUGAGGAAUUUUUGUUUUCUAGAUACUAGGAUCAAGGAAACUAGAUAAAUUAUUGUUCAGGAAAAACCAUAAACAUGCUAAGCAAAACCCUCCUGUGUCUGGUUUUUUUAGCACUAGAAACCAGCCUCUUUUAAAGUAACACCUAAAGCACUGGCUUAGCAAAUAAUCAGAUGGAAAGUGUACAGUAAUAUAAAGUUUCCAUUCCAGGCAGCAAAACCCCUUUGCCAAGAAGUAUUUUGAGGCAACAUAUAGCAAAGGAGCUGCCUAGCAGAACUAUCUAGAUGAAUGAGCAAAACUCACAGCUCAAUAUUCCAUUUUCUAUACGACAAAGUCUCUAUCAAAACUGGCUUCAGCCCAAAGCCAAUCAUGGAUCCUCUUGAAGUGAGGCAUUUUGUAUAGAACUGCUACACUGCAACCCUGCCUGCCUCCUUUGCAAGGCUUUGGAAGAAGAAGAAAUGGUUGAACACAAAGUCCAAAUGCAACCUUUCAGUUAAAGGUAACACUGUAUCUCUUAAAGUCCCCAAUGCUUUGUAAGCUUCAACUAUGCCAACAGUUUAAUAGUGUAAAAGUGUGUUCUACAGUAGACACAUUUAUCCUUCUGUUCUCUCAUUAGCACCUGAAGAAUUUCAGAGUCAACAUGUUUAGAUGGUCACCAAAUUUUGCCAAAAUGCAACAUGAGAAAGUUUAUUGAGAACUGCUUCAACAGAAGCAUCUUGAGAAAGUUUAAAUGAAAUUCUUCUAGCCAAUAUUUCCCCGGGAGUGUUCACAUGUCCCUGCUCCCAAUGCUGUACAAAUGGGGCUGGGUGGGAGUGGGGUGGGGGACACCCAACUGUUUGGAUGUAUACAUCCAAUGUGUGUGUGCCCAGCUUAGAAUCAGAGCAAGGGACUGCAACACCCCCCCCCCACCUCCGAGAAACAGGAGAGGAUAGAGAAGACGACUGCUGCAGCUUGAAACACCAGAGGUCUCCAGCAACCAAGAAAACACAACUCACACUCCUUCCUUUUUCUCUUGUUGGUCUUUUUAACCCAGAAGCAUUUAUUACAGGGUGGGAUGGAGAUGUAUCUACAGGUACAUUCUGCCACACAGGCCACCUCCGGGGGACGGGGAAGACCCCUGAAUGAACGCAUAUCAUAGUCUCAUCUCUGUUAAAAUAAAGGAACUUAAAAUACCAACAGCUUUUUAAAAAAAAAACACUUGUCAGUCAAUAAAGCUUGAACUAUGCCUAUCCAUGGAGAACAUAUCAUGGCUGGGAUAACCAAUGUGGCCUCUGCUUCAUACAGAUUAGUUCUCAUAAAGGGGGGCAUAAACAGAUUAGCAGCACUCACCCACCUCCCUGCCAUGGCCUCUAGGUCCCCCAGCAGUACAGUGGUACCUCGGGUUACAGACGCUUCAGGUUAUAGACUCCGCUAACCCAGAAAUAGUACCUCGGGUUAAGAACUUUGCUUCAGGAUGAGAACGGAAAUCGGGCUCCGGCGGCAUCCUUCAGGUUAAGAACAGUUUCAGGUUAAGUACGGACCUUCGGAACAAAUUAAGUACUUAACCUGAGGUACCACUGUAUUACCUUAUUAUCUAAAUCCAGUCAGGAGGAGGAGGCACAGAGGGACUUCCCUCCUGCUAUAGAACAGGAAUGUGAAGAGGCAGGAUCCGCACAGACUCUGUGGGCACCAGCAGCGGCCAGGGCAGACCCCCCCCCCAGGCGAGGAAGCUUCUUUGGUUUGCAGUGGGGCUAGGAGGGGAGGAGAGGAGAAAAGUGGAUGACCUCAGCACAUCAAAGCCCAUUCCUUGCAACAGGCCCUUUACUCAGAAACUCCACUCCGCCCAGGGAAGCCUGGGGACAGAGUCACCGGCUGGCCUAGCAGAGGAAGCAGCAGCUACAGGAACUUCCUCCUAAUCUCUCAGCUUUGUUAAGGAAAUGGCAGAGGCUCAAUCCACUGCACCAGAUUUGCCCAUUAGCCUGCCGAGACCAGGGCAGAGGGGCUAGAAACAGGUGGAGAUCCUGUCACAAAACGAUAACAUCCAGAGAGAGGGGCUAAGGAGAGGUGGGAGAGCAGCAAGUGAAGAUUUGUCUGUACCUCAAGGUGGGGUGAAAGUGGGGCAAGACCUGGCAGGGUGUCUGACAUAUCCCAGCCACACCGCAUCUUAAGUGUGGAACAGUUCCAGACCUCCCUGCCCAGAGCAUGAAUAAGAGAUUACCAUCGUCAAAAAGGAGGACCCGCAGCCUGCUCCCCAAAGGAGCAGAGGGCAUGGGAGAGGCUGCCAGCUGAGCAUCGACAAGCCAAUCCUGCUCACCACUGCUAGCAGCCCUUGUACUGUAACCUCCAGCCAAGAUGCAGCAAGAGAAGGCGAGAUGCUACAGGAUCUGGCCCUGGUGGUAGCUGCUUGAGGAUUACAGUUGUUUGUUGGCCUAUUUUACGUGUGUGUGUGUGUGUGUGUGUGUGUGUGUGUGUGUGUUUGUGCACGCGCCCCGGCCCCCACCCCGGCCCCCUUUGUCUCCAGCUGGGUUCUGCUGGCAGCUAAGCAGCCCUAGCUUCAAGCAGCCUCUGGCUUGUGAAGAAGGCCAACACCAAGAGGCUCCUGCAGAGUUCUUGCCUGGCAGCUCCUUGCCUGCCAGUAGGCUAAUAACAGGACUCCCAGGAAGCCCACCCGCAGCACAGGCUGCCAAUCCACUGCCAGGUGCUGUGGAUCAAGCUCAGGGCAUCCUCGCACUUCUUCCAGACAGAGCUGUCCUGAAUCGGCUUGUGCAGAAGGUUGACCUGGUAGGUGCUUUUCCACAUAGUGUCCAACACCAGAAGGAACUUCUCCAGUUCCACUGUGCAGCUAAAAUAGAGCACGCAGGAGGGCAGGUACAGAUUGCAGUCCUGGGCAAAUUCCAAGAUACAGUAUUCCUGGCCAGCCUCUGUAGAGACAAAGACCAUGCCUGCCAACUUAGCAGUGGCCAGCAAUUGAUACAAGAUGAAGUUGCUGAGGACCAGGUAGCAGUCUUCCACUUCUCCUUGCCCAGGUAGUUGGUGCCUGCCUUGUAGUUCAGGGUGCCUUAUUUUGUGAUGGGGUGCUCAGCCAUCAUGUAGCCCAAGGGGACCAGUCCUGAAGUCAUGUCCAUGGGGUCUUCCCAGUGGAUCAGGCCAUAGAAGCAGACUAUCACACCCAAGGUCUCUUGCUUAGAUUCCUGAGCCACAAACUUGGCCAGUGCCAACUUCUCCAUGGCAGUGUCCGGCAGGGUGCUGGCACAGGGUGGCUUCCAGCAAGCAACCUUUGAACAUGGAUGACUUGAGGUACACCAGGAAAAACUUGGUCAGGGUGAUGUCAGCCAUGUCCAUAAGGAAUUGCUUCCUGAGGUUGGUGAAGACCAAGUUCCUCAUCUGUUGAUCCAGGCCCAAUGAGAUCCAGUCCUCCUCAUUAUAGGAAACUGCCUCCUCUACCAUGUCCGGCUUUUCAGUGGCUCCUUUGCGGCAGAGGUAGAUGUAGCAGUCAGUCAGCAGCACAUAGAAAAGCUAGAAGUUCCCCUCCAUGUGCCCAGAACUGAUGAGGAUCAUCCAGAACAGCUACUCCUCAUUCUCCAAAACAUGGAACAUCAGAAGCAAAAAGUAGCUGUUGUCUACCCUGAACUCGGGAGGGGUGGGUUGUCUCGGAAGGGCUUCCCUGGUUGUCUUCUCAUGGCGCUGCUUGGAGAGGGGCUGGCCCUGUCUCCCCUUAGCCUACUGAGGGCCUCCACACUCACCGCCUCUACCUCCUGAAGAAGCUGAAGAAGGUGCAAAAAGGGUUUUCUUGUGUGUGUGUUUCUUUGUGGCUGAUUAGCUGCUCUCCCUGUGCAAAGAUCAGAGGGGGCAGGGUUUCUGUUGAGGCAGGUGAUUAGCUGUGGGAGGAGCUUAUCAGAGCUUGCAGGGCAGCGGCGCGCGCCUAGCGGCGCACGCAGUUUGAUCCAUCUUUUAGAUUUAGGGGAGCUAGUCUCAAACGUUUGUUGGGGGAGACCUAGGUUUUUUGGGGGGGGAGUUAUUUGUCCUGUCUUCACACUUUUUAUGAUGGAGGACCACUGUAGCCACCCCCAACGACACGUUCUCAAGAUAGAGGGGGAGGGAACAGCUGCAGUCGCCUGCGGUUCCUGCGCAAUGUUUGCCAUCUUGCCAAAGGUUGCAGGCAGCUUUACCUGCAGCAAUUGCAUGUUGAUUGCCCUCGCUCCAAAGAAUUAGAGAGCUGGAGCUCUUCUUGGAAGCAACAGAGCACACUGUCUCCACCAAGGAGGAGACAGGGGACUCCCCUGAGAAGGAGGCUAGUUCACCAACACAGGAGCCAGAUAUAUGGAGAAACGUAACUCAAAGAAGUAGGAGGCCCAGGGUUCGCUCUGAUUGUUUAGAAAUACACAAUCGCUUUGAGGUCUUCUCCCCUAGCAUGGAAGACGAAGAGCAGACUCCAUUUGAGGAUCUCUCCCUCAUUACAGUCGAUCAGGUAUAUGAAGACGAGCAGCAAAGUCAGUCCUCAGGGAAUGUGCAGGCGACCUUGGAACGGACAGCUCACGGAAGAACCCCGACCAAACCUAAGAGGAGGCAUGUAGUGGUGAUAGGGGAUUCCCUACUGAGGGGAACAGAAGCAGUGAUCUGUGGGCCUGACAAGAUGUCUCGGGAAGUGUGCUGUCUCCCCGGGGCUAAGAUCCAAGAUGUAACUGAACGACUGCAAAGAAUCAGACAACCCACAGCCAAAUACCCCCUCCUCUUCGUUCAUGUGGGAACCAAUGACACUGCAAGCAAUAGCCUCCAGAAGAUCAAAAGAGACUACGAGGCUCUGGGCAGGAAAUUGAAGCAAUUAAAUGCAGAAAUUGUCAUCUCAUCUGUCCUCCCAGUGGAACAAUGUGGCCCAGGGAGAGAGGGAAAAAUAGUGGAAGUGAACAGCUGGCUUCGCAAAUGGUGUAAACAGGAACGGUUUGAAUUCUUAGAUCACGGACUGCAGUUUCUUGAAGAGUGACUUCUGGCAAGCGAUGGGCUGCACCUCACAACAGAUGAGGGAGGAAUGUUUUUGCCAAAAAUCUCAGAAACCUCAUCAGGAGGGCUUUAAACUGACUAAUGUGGGGGAGGGAGACAGUGCUCCUGAAGGUAGGAGUCUAUCAACUGAUGAAGAUGAUCAUCCAAAUGUCCAAAUGUCAUAGACCAAAUGGAGCAAACAGCACGCAGACCUAGUGGUGGGAGGAAAAAAUCCUUAAGUAAGAGUCACGGGGGAAUGAUUAAUGGACUUCAAUGUCUGUACACUAAUGCGCAAAGCAUGGGAAAUAAACAAGAUGAGCUUGAGCUCUUGGUACAGCAAACUAAAUAUGACAUAAUAGGCAUCACUGAAACCUGGUGGGAUAAGUCCCACGAUUGGAAUGUAAUAAUGGAGGGAUACAAUCUAUUUCAGAGAAACAGACCAGACAAGAAAGGAGGAGGAGUGGCGUUAUAUGUCAGGGAUGUGUAUACCUGUGAAGAGAUCCAAGAUUUAGAACCUCAAAGCCAAAGUGAGAGCAUUUGGGUCAAAAUUAAGGGAGAGAAGAAUAACAGUGACCUCAUUGUGGGAGUUUACUAUAGAUCCCCAAGCCAAACGGAGGACGUAGAUGAUGCCUUCCUGGAACAGAUGGCCAAGCAUGCAAAAGGAAGGGAGAUAGUAGUAAUGGGGGACUUCAAUUACCCGGAUAUUUGUUGGAUGUCAAACUCGGCCAAGAGCAUAAGGUCAAACAGAUUCCUCACUGGCCUUGCAGACAACUUCAUUGUCCAGAAAGUGGGAGAAGCAACAAGAGGAACAGCCAUUUUAGAUCUGGUCCUAACCAAUGUUGAUGACCUGGUUAGUGGGGUAGAAGUGGAAGGAUCAUUAGGCGCGAGUGAUCAUGCUCUUCUGAAGUCAAAUCAAAUCAAAUCAAAUUUAUUAAACGGUCACAGACCAGAUUAACUCGUACAGCUAGUCAGCGAAGCAUAACACCGGAAAAAACAAAGGACAAUUUCAAUACAUAACUGCAAUUUAAAAUUAGACAGCAUAAAUAAAAAAUUAAGUAUUUGCCUUCGCCUGCGUAAUGACAUUGGAAAGCUCUUGUUUCCUGCACCUAAUAGCGGCUACACAAAAUUUGGCCACAUUGAUCGUAAUUUCAGAAACCUUAUCUUCUACCAAGGCUCUCAUACGUUGGAGUUCUGGUUCAUUUUUAAGCUUUUGUAGAACUGGGGCAAUAAAGGUCAAGCGUAGAUCCUCAUAGUAACUACAGUGCAGCAAUACAUGCAGACUUGUUUCCACUUCCGAUGAGCCACACGGGCAAACACGUGACUCAUAUGGUUUGCCCUCAUAUCUGCCUAGCAGCAGGGCAGAGGGCAGAACGUUAAAUCUGGCCAGGGUAAAGGAGUGUCUGUACUUAGGUAUUUGUAAAUCAGCCAAAUAAUUUGCGGGUGAGAACCCUCUCCCAAAGUCUCUAAUUAUGGCAUGUUUAUCCAUUUUGCCCAUAUGACAUUGCAGCUCUAUGUCCCUAAUGCGUUGGAGCACUUGACUUCUGGCUCUCUCAUAUCCUGCCGCUAUCAAGAUCUGUGGGGAGAAUCCCAAGCUUCUUAUCUUUUCAAACAGGGAAGCUUUCCAGGUGGAAUGAAAGGUGUCUAAGAGUGUUAAAGGAGCCAAACCGGCCAGGAAAAAAAAUAAGUUUUAACCAGUAGUGUAUCUUUAGAAUCCACAGCCGCGCAUUAACGGGUGGUUGUCCAACUUCUAAGCGGACAGCUAUAUUAGAUACACAGGGGGAUCCCAAUAAACACCGAUAGAAUUUUGUUUGAAAUGCCUCCAUAGGCGCAAAUUUUUAAAACUGCAAACCUGGGAUCCAUAAGUAAGUUGUGGGAGUAUUUUUGCAGCAAAAACCUGGGAGGCCGCCGGAACGUAUUUACCCCCUUUCCCGUGAAAAAAUCUUGUAAGGGCUUUAUUAGCCCUUCCUGCGUUGGCAAUGGCGUUUUUCAUCUGUUGAUGCCACGAGACCCUUUCCUGAAAAGUUAUUCCCAGGUAUUUGAAAGUUGCUACCUGGUCAAUAGGUUGACCAUUAAUUCUCCAUUUGUGUUUCCUUCUUUUUUUUGAAAACACCAUAAUAGUAAACUUCAGAAGAGAUCUCGGUGGGACCUCUUCUGAAGUUUACUAUACAGAGGGAAGGAGCAGCCAAGCAUACUAGGACUCAAUUUCUUGACUUUAAGAAAGCCGACUUCAUAAAACUUAGGGAAGUGCUGGGUGAGAUCCCAUGGACAGUAAUACUAAAAGGAAAGGGAGUUCAUGAUGGCUGUGAGUUUAUUAAGAGGGAGAUAGUAAAAGCACAACGUCAGGCAAUACCAAUGAGACAGAAACAUGGAAGGUGCCUAAUGAAGCCAGGGUGGCUAUCUAAAGAACUUUUAACUGAGUUAAGAUUAAAAAAGGAUGUGUACAAAAAUGGAAAAGGGGGAAACCACCAAAGAGGAAUUCAAACAAAUAGCCAGCACGUGUAGACACAAAGUUAGAAAAGCUAAAGCACAGAAUGAACUCAGGCUUGCUAGAGAGGUUAAAAGCAACAAAAAAGGCUUUUAUGGGUAUGUUCGUAGCAAAAGGAAGAACAAAGAAACAGUGGGGUCACUCAGAGGAGAAGAUGGUGAAAUGCAAACAGGGGACACAGAAAGAGCUGAACUCCUCAAUGCCUUCUUUGCCUCAGUCUUCUCCGAUAAAGAAAACAAUGCCCGACUUGAAGAAUUUGGAGCAAAUGAUUCAGCAGAGGAAACACAGCCCAGAAUAACUAAGGAGAUAGUACAAGAAUACUUGGCUAGUUUAGAUGUAUUCAAGUCUCCAGGGCCAGAUGAACUGCAUCCAAGAGUAUUAAAAGAACUGGCAGAUGUGAUCUCAGAACCACUGGCAGUCAUCUUUAAGAAUUCCGGGAGAACAGGCAAAGUCCCGGCAGACUGGAGGAGGGCAAAUGUCCCUAUUUUCAAAAAGGGGAAAAGAGAGGACCCAAAUAAUUACCGCCCAGUCAGUCUGACAUCAAUACCAGGGAAGAUUCUGGAGCAGAUCAUUAAGCAAACAGUCUGUGAGCACCUAGAAAGGAAUGCUGUGAUCACCAAUAGUCAGCAUGGAUUUCUGAAAAAUAAGUCACGUCAGACUAACCUGAUCUCAUUUUUGACAGAAUUACAAGCCUGGUAGAUGAAGGGAACGCAGUGGAUGUAGCCUACCUUGAUUUCAGCAAGGCAUUUGACAAGGUGCCCCAUGAUAUUCUUGUAAAGAAGCUGGUAAAAUGCGGUCUUGACUAUGCUACCACUCAGUGGAUUUGUAACUGGCUGACUGACCGAACCCAAAGGGUGCUCAUCAAUGGUUCCUCUUCAUCCUGGAGAAGAGUGACUAGUGGGGUGCCACAGGGUUCUGUCUUGGGCCCGGUCUUAUUCAACAUCUUUAUAGACGACUUGGAUGAUGGACUCAAGGGCAUCCUGAUCAAAUUUGCAGAUGACACCAAACUGGGAGGGGUGGCUAACACCCCAGAGGACAGGAUCACACUUCAAAACGACCUUGACAGAUUAGAGAACUGGGCCAAAACAAACAAGAUGCAUUUUAACAGGGAGAAAUGUAAAGUAUUGCACUUGGGCAAAAAAAAGGAGAGGCACAAAUACAAGAUGGGGGACACCUGGCUUGAGAGCAGUACAUGUGAAAAGGAUCCAGGAGUCUUGGUUGACCACAAACUUGACAUGAGCCAACAGUGUGACGCGGCAGCUAAAAAAGCCAAUGCAAUUCUGGGCUGCAUCAAUAGGAGUAUAGCAUCUAGAUCAAGGGAAGUAAUAGUGCCACUGUAUUCUGCUCUGGUCAGACCUCACCUGGAGUACUGUGUCCAGUUCUGGGCACCACAGUUCAAGAAGGACACUGACAAACUGGAACGUGUCCAGAGGAGGGCAACCAAAAUGGUCAAAGGCCUGGAAACGAUGCCUUAUGAGGAACGGCUAAGGGAGCUGGGCAUGUUUAGCCUGGAGAAGAGGAGGUUAAGGGGUGAUAUGAUAGCCAUGUUCAAAUAUAUAAAAGGAUGUCACAUAGAGGAAGGAGAAAGGUGGUUUUCUGCUGCUCCAGAGAAGCGGACACGGAGCAAUGGAUCCAAACUACAAGAAAGAUGAUUCCACCUAAACAUUAGGAAGAACUUCCUGACAGUAAGAGCUGUUCGACAGUGGAAUUUGCUGCCAAGGAGUGUGGUGGAGUCUCCUUCUUUGGAGGUCUUUAAGCAGAGGCUUGACAACCAUAUAUCAGGAGUGCUCUGAUGGUGUUUCCUGCUUGGCAGGGGGUUGGACUCGAUGGCCCUUGUGGUCUCUUCCAACUCUAGGAUUCUAUGAAAUCAAUGGAAAAUGUUACAGCCAUGUUACAGAUUGGUUACAAUACCAUCAGUUACAUGAAAUGUUUAAAUUAGAUAGAAAGAAUCGUUUUUCAGACCAAAGCUCAUAGUUCAAAAAAGAACUCCUACAAAACAAAGAAACUUUUGUCUAAAAUGUAUAACCUGUUACUAGAAUGGGAAACAAAAGACGAGCUAGUUAAAGCCUCAAUGACACUGGGCAAUAGAUAUAGGACACAAUAUAGAUUUUAACCUCUGGGGAAAACUCUGAAAAAGUGACUUGAAAUUUGCAGCAUGUUAUUCUUUGAAGGAGAACUACCUGAAAAUGAUUCACAGAUGGUAUUUAACUCUGAGUAGGCUUGCUAAGAUGUACAAGACAGAAGCAGAUAAGUGCUGGAGGGGUAAAGAUGCAGAGGGAAAGAGGAUAAAAGAGUAUUGGGAAAUGAUCUAUAAUGAGUUGAAGAAAAUGUUUUAAAGUACUUUCCUCCCAAAACCCCAGAGUCCUUUCUGUUGGGAAUAAUUCAGACUGAAAUCCCCAGGAGUCAGAAAAGGUUAUUUAUGUAUGCAAAGACUGUAGCCUAUGUUUUGUUAGCCCAAAAAUGGAAAACGAGUGAGUUCCCAAACAAAGAAGAGUGGCAACAAAUUGACAGAAUAUGCACAACUUGCAGACUUAACAUAUAGAACAAGAGAACAAGAAGAACAUCCGUUUAAAGAAGAUUGGAAAACGUUUACAGUGGUACCUUGGUUCUUGAACGGCUUAGUUGUCGAACAACUCGGAACACGAACGUUGCAAACCAGAGUCCUUUCUGUUAGGGAUAAUUCAGACUGAAAUCCCCAGGAGUCAGAAAAAGGUUAUUUAUGUAUGUAACGACUGCGGCCCGUGUUUUGUUACCCCAGAAAUGGAAAACAAAAGUAAGUGUUCUGGUUUGCAAACUUUUUUCAGAAGCUGAACAUGUGAGUGCUGGACUUCCGAUUUGAAUGUUGUGCUUCCCUUCUGAGCGCCACGCUGAGAUCUGUCGGCUGGCGAGUCCUGAGCACCAAGCAACGUGGAGGUGAUAUUUGGAGCUUAUUGGUGCUUUUGUUUUUGCUAUUUAUUUUGCAUUUUUGUUUUGGGGGCUUUUUUGGCUAAUUUGUUUUUGUGACUGUGGAACCCAAUUCAGUGGUCUUGUUAGUAAAAUUAAUGUUAAAUUGCUGUUUUAGGGGUUGUUUUUAAAAGUCUGGAAUGGAUUAAUCCAUUUUGCAUUACUUUCUAUGGGAUAGCACGCCUUGGUUUUGGAACACUUUGUAAAUUGAACAGACUUCAGGAACAGAUUAAGUUUGAGAAUCAAGGUACCACUGUAUUGAAUAUACGGAAAAUAAUUGUGUACAGCUGAAAAUGCUGGCAGUGUUAAGAUAAAUUCAACAGUGUAAAUAAGUUUUGAUGGAUGCAGUAAUGAAAAACUGAUGGAUAUGUUUUUUUGUAAAAUAUACAGGGAUUUAAGAUAUGUAAAAUGAACCAUGGAAAGAGAAGAAGGGAAGUCAUUGAUAUCUAAAGGAUGUAAAAUGAAUAUUUGAAAUUGUAAAACAGAAAAUUUAAUAAAAAUUAUAAACAAAAAAAAAGAUGUUUAAGAUAUUUCUGCACACUUUCAACCUGUCAGUGGACAGAUAACUUCAUUCUAGGAUGCCUAUUGUUUUACACUAUCCAUAAAGCACUUCCUGCCCCACCUAUAAUCUUAACAUUUUGUACAGUUCAAUGAAACCUUUUCUGCCAUAGACAAUCCCUGUCACUACCUUUAACUAAGAAGAAAACACUAUCUGAUGGGUAGAAAAACGCUACCAGAAGGUGCUUGGACCCUUCUGCCCUCACAAAGUCCCUCCUGAGCCACAAACAAGCCCUUCCACACAGAGUCCUUUCUAACUGCUCACUGUCAGUAUUUAAUUCCCCCCACCUCUAACUGGGUGUACUCACGAACUGACUGGUUGCUGGGUCCCCAAGAAGCAGACCCAGUGCCUGUCCAUCACACUCGCCCUUUCAUGGCAUGUACCAUACUUUUCUGUCUAUAAGACACCCCCAUGUAUAAGACGCCCCCUAUUUUGGGGGGCUAUAAUUUAAGAAAAUGUGGGGAGAUGGCUAUAUUACCAGAGUUGCUGAGCUUUUGGGGGGGGGGUUGCCCAAGGUUCUUGAGCUUUUGUUGUGGGGGGGGGGGAAUGCAGAAAAUCACUAACCCUAAAGACAAGAGCUCAGAAUCGCUUGCAUCGCAGAAGGCGACAAGUGUCCAUUCGCAAACACAAGCCAGAAACCAAACACCCAAUUGCCACAACAGCAGCCAAUCCAAAGCAGCCCUUGACGCAGCCAACCAUCACUCCCAAAUUGCCGCUUACAAGCUGCAGCUUGCAGCGGCAACCAAUCACCUGGUCUCCCAAUGUACUGCCUGUGUGUUAGACAAGCCCCGUAUUUAAACACUAUUUUGGAGUAAAAAUCCCUUGUCUAAUACAUGGAAAAGUACAGUAUAUUGUUGCUCACCACCCCAGUCUCCAAGCAGUAGGAGCAUCGAGGGGUUCCAGCCACUUGCCCAGGGCUCGGUGCCCUUGAAUGGGGGACAAUGGAGACCGUGGCAUCAUUAGAUGGUUUAUUUAAACAUACAUACAACCUGAGCCUGCGAUGGAGAGGCUCCCAGCAUUAACAGCCCAGGAGGGCUUGCUUCUCCCCUAGCCACAGCCUCGGAUUCCAGCAGAAAUCAGGCAUGGCUCUGUCUCCCUACUGCCCAGCCUGCAGACUUGCUACUAGCUUCUACCUCACAUACAACUCAACUCUAAAACGCUGACCUUUGUCUUUCUAACUACCAGCACCUUGAGGGAGGAGGACCCCCCCCCCCCAUUUGCCGUCUGGCACAGAACCACUUCCUUUGUUAACCUGUGUUUAGAGGGCAAUUGUCUCCCCAGGAAGCUAGCAUGGCUUUCGUGGGAAUUUAAUCUGUACUGGAUCCAGGAUUUAGAAGGGGCCUCCCCCCCCCCCGACUCAUAACAAUAUAUACACAAACUCCACACAUGUAUGUAUAUCCUCCCUGUCCCUCACACACAGCUCAUCCAUGCCUCCCUCCCUCCCUCUCACUCCCCCCACUAUCACAAACCCCACAUGUACCUCUCUUCUGCACAGGUGACUCCUGCAGACACUUUCCUAUGCAGACCAGCCCCCUCUCUCCAUCCCCACAGAUCAUGGACCUGCUCACACAGCUGAGGCCUGUGUCACAUGCUGUACAUGUCCCUUUAUGACUGUCCCCCUUGCCCCCACAAGUAUAUAUACCUUUCCCCUCUUUCUUUCAGACGUAUGUGCUUCUCUGAAACUAGUUGCACUCUUCCCCCCCCCCCAUCUCACAGGCCCCUCUCACAAGCAUACAGGCAUGCCCUUCCCCAGCACACACCCCUCCCUCUUUUACAUCCCCCCAUAUAUUUCACUCAUUUACACAGAUCAUGCUGCAUAUGCAUGCACACACACACCUCACAAACUUGCUGUUUACACAGCUGAUAAACCCUGGCCAAUGAAAACAAUGUACAUGUAGAUGAAAAAAUAUGGCCAGUUAAAACUAUGUAGUACAAUAGGAAUUGGGGGGCAAUUAGCUUGUUCAAUAAAUGUGAAGAAGAUUAAAAUAAAAAUUAAAAAAAUCCUUCAGUGCUGGCAUGGUUAAGACCUGUGCAGUGCAUUAUGACAGUCCUGACCCCUGAACCUGGUCCUUAUUAUGCAAUUCAACAGUAUGACCUCAAUCUGUUGUCAGAAAAGAAUUAAUUGGGUGCAGACCAAGGAUAGUUAUUCUUGAGUUUACUCUGGAGCUCAGAGACCACCAGUGAUUCAUCUCCUACAGUAAACUGCUAGCCUGGGAGUGGGCAGGUACCAUGCUUUUCUGUGUAUGGGACAUACAGAAGCCUCUUUGUCUCUUUCCCUUCAACAAUCAAGGCCUUCAUCUUGAAGGCUACCUUCAAUAUUAAGGAAGGCCACACUUAACAAUAGUGCACAGACUCUUAAAAGAGCCCCACAGUGUGUGUUUAGCACAUUAGAAGACACUGAUUUUGUAAUAACAGGAGCAGCAGCAGAUGUUUCUUUUAAAGUCAAGGUGAUGGGAGGUGCCAUUGUUCCUCUGAUGUAAUUUUUGUGGCAAGCCAAGUGGCUGUAAUUGGGGAAAUUGUAGGAAAAGUGCAAGUAAUAAGCUUGAAUGGGGAACCCUUUAAUUUAACCUGGUUAAAUCCAGGUCACAAUCUAAUGCAGAGCUUCUGACUCUGCCAAUUAUCUACAGACAGGGUAGCCAAUGUGGGGCCUGCAGAUAUUGCUGGAUUCCAACUCACAUCAGACCCAGCGAGCAGAGUCAACGAUCGGGAAGGAUAGAAGGUGGAAUCACUAGAGGGGAUGCUGCUGUAGAUGUCUCUAAUUAUAAUUAACUGCAUUUACAUGCUUCCCACUUAUAUAUAUAUAUAAUGAGGCCAUUUUAAAGUUGAAAUGCACAGCCUACCAUCUUACAUGGUCUCCCAUCAACAGAUGCUUUAUAUGAUAGAACCUAACCACUACAUCUUUCUGUACUGAAGAAUCUGCAAUAGAUUAUGACAGGAAUUGUCUGUGUAGCUUUUAUGGGUUUAAAAAGCUGGAGAAGAGGUUUAUGAGAUGGAGAAAGCCCCUGGUUUUCAGACGUACUUUGGGUCGACCAUUUACAUAUCAUCGUAUGUAUAAAACUGUUUGGAGGGGGGAGAUGGCGGAGAGAAAGAAAGACAUACAUUCACUUUGUACAUUUAAGUAUGGCUUCCUGCAAAGAAUCCUGGGAACUGCAGUUUGUUAAGGAUGCUGGGAGUUGGUCGCUCUCCAAGGGAUCUUCUAAUAACUUUUAGUACCUUAACAAACUACAGUUCCCAGGAUUGUUGGGGGGAAGCUAUGGCUGUUAAGUUAACGUGACACCAGAGGGCUUUAAAUGUGUCGUGUGGGUGAAACCAGAGAGAGAAGGUGGCCCAGCCCUCCUUCCUCACCCACCACUGUAGAAAGAGAAAAGGUUGCCGGCCCCGGGUUAGGGGAUGUCCCAUAGCUCCAGGGUGGAGAACUGUGGUGAGAAAACAUGUAAUGUUCAAUGGAAAUAAUCUUAGGAAGCCGAAGCCUUGAAGAAUUUCUGCUAGUCAGCACAAUCAAUACUAGUGGGCUAGUUGGACCAAUGAUCUGGCUUGCCAUUUUACAGGGGUGGCUGGCUGGUGCCCAUUAGCAGGCAGAACCAGCACUUGGGUUUCCCCCAAUGCUCUUCCCAGCUGAAUCCUACAAUGACAACACUGGUGCUAAGGAGGAGGUGGCGGCAGCUCCUUGGACAGGUCGUCAGUAAGGCAGGUGGGUGGGAGCAGGCUGAAAACAGACUGAGAUGCCUGGGGGCCGUACGCCAUUUGCCCAAAAGGACCAACCACAGCAUAUUUAUAUGACAUGUGGAUGAAUAGGCUUAGGAUUUUAUAUAAGUUAAGUGAUGAAUCAAUAUGUAUAAUUUCAAAAGGUAAAGAUUGAAAGAUGUUAAAGCUACAGAUAAAUUUUAUAAGAACUGUGAUCUGGAAAACCGUUAAAUGGAUAUGCAUGGAAAUUCAACCAAGGGGAAGCGAGGAAGUCACUUAACAGUGUUAAUGAGUAUAAUUUCUAAUAAGAUUAUGAUUUGUGUCUUGUUUGUUUAUAAUUUUGUGAAAAUUAAUAAAAAAAAUAGGGGGGGGAUAUGACAUGUGGAUAAGGAAGCUGGUUCUCUGACGUGUCCUGAGAAGUAUUGCCUAGUGUCCCCAGGUAAUCUGGCUGGUGUAUAGAUCGGCGGGGUGGGGGACGGAUGGACGGACCUCUGGCUUGCAGUCCUCAGAACUCUCAAGGCUGCACCACUCACUGGUCCUUCUCCAUACCCGCUUUGAGUGUUUUUGUUUGGCUAUAAUGUGUCCUUGAACACUAAUACAGUGGUACCUUGGGUUACAUACGCUUCAGGUUACAUACGCUUCAGGUUACAGACUCCGCUAACCCAGAAAUAUUGCUUCAGAUUAAGAACUUUGCUUCAGGAUGAGAACAGAAAUUGUGCUCUGGCGGCGCAGCGGAAGGCCCCAUUAGCUAAAGUGGUGCUUCAGGUUAAGAACAGUUUCAGGUUAAGUACGGACCUCCAGAACAAAUUAAGUACUUAACCUGAGGUACCACUGUAAUGCCUCAUGCUUGUCUGGAUGGAGAAUAGAGAGCUGUGACAGUGUAAGGAAGCUAGUCUAUUGUACAACCGUAAAAAUUGCAUUACUUUCUCCACCCACUUUCACCUCUGGCCCCCCACCAGAAAGUUGCUUGGGAGUGUGGCUUUGGACAGAAAAAUAUUCCCCAUCCCUGCAGUAUGGCAGGAGACCAGCCACUGCUAUGGAUGUGGCUCAGCUGUGGAGCAGCAAGGUGUGAAGGAGCUGCCUUGGCCUGGCAACGGUGCCUAGGGGAACUUUGGGACAACGCAGUGUGCAUUAACUUGCCAGCACAGCCACAUCAGCCUGACGUAAGAGCCUUGCUGGAUCCGGCCAAAGGCUCCUAGAAUCCAGCACCCUGUUCUCAGAAUGGUCUGUCAGGUGCCUACGGGAAGCCUGUAAGCAUGACCGGAGUGAAACACCACUCUCCCCGCUUGUGAUUUUCAGAGCCAUGUUGCCUCCAACAGAGAACAUUACAAUUGUGGCUAGGAGUCACUGAUUGCUCUAUCCUCCAUGAAUUUGGCUAUCCCAAGUUGGUGGCCAUCAUUACAUUUUGCCAGACAAAUUCCAUAGUUUACCUAUGUGCCGUAUGAAUAAGUACUUUCUUUUGGGCUGUCCUGAAUAUUGCCACAUUCCGCUUCAUUGGAUGACCUCAGGUUCUAGUAUUAUGAGGACAAAACCUUUUGUCUACUUUCUCCACACCUUUGCAAAACCACCAGCAUGCUUUCCCCCUCUAAACUGUGAAGCCUCCCAGAUGCUGCAACCUUUCCUCAUACUGGAGUUGCUGUAGCCCUUAAAAAAAUUUCUUGUCCUUUCCUGCACCCAGAUAUAAAAAUGUGACAUGAACUGCAAAUGAACCUGUCUCUUCGCUGGUGCCAGCUCUGCUUUUCUGACUUGCAGAUACUUUUUUCUUUUUACUUUAACACAAGAGGGAGCAUUUCAAAACAGAUCCCUUGCCCCUCUGCCCCACUUGCCGUCACAUGCUGCAGAAUGAGGGGGUAGAACUGGUGAGAUCGCUUCAGGCUAAUGGUGGAGAAUCACCUUACUGAAUUCUCCACUAUGCAAAAACCACAUCCACUCCCUGGAAGUAGCUCAGCAGGGAGGGCUUAAACAAGAACUGUUUGUGUGUGUUCUUUCUUUCUUUCUUUCUUUCUUUCUUUCUUUUGAGAGUAUUCGGAAUGAAUGUCUUGCCUGCCACCUGAAGAGGUGCAAUCCAUUUUACCAUCUCUCAGCAUACACCACCACCCCUGCCUGCAGACAAGGCCUCGCUCAGGCAGUGCACCUCUUGGCCUGAAACAUGGGGCUGGUUGGGUAGCUCAGCUGGCAAAGAAGGAUACUCUUAAUCUCAGGGUCAUGGGUUUGAGCCCCAGGUUGGGUAAGGAGAUGCAUUUUCCAGAUAAACUAAGUAUUUCACAGGCUUAAACAUAGUAGUACAGGCACAGCUCCUGUUAAACUUCCUUUACUCAAAAUCAGUUGUUACACUUCAGUUUCUGUUACUCCUUUCAGUGGUGAAGCUGCAUGCUCUGGCGGGGGGGGUUGUGGAGGGCAGGUGGGAGCGUGGCUGGCGGCCCUGGGGCGUGGCAUGGGUCCUGGGGGCGUGGCAUGCUGCUUGCAGGGGGUGGCGCUUGGUGCAGUGGGGGUGCGCCACGCCCCCAGGAUGCAUGCCACGCCCCCACGGGGUGUGUGGCUGCAAUGGUACCCCCUCCCCGUUGGUGCUGGGGGGGUGAGCUCCCCCCGCCCCUCCGCCAGUGACUCCUUUCUAGGUCCUCACUCUUAGGUCAGGCAGAUGCUUCAAGUCAAUGCUUUCAACAAAGUUGAAAUUCCACUCCUGAGGUGCCCCAGCUGGUAUAAGACCCAGGGGAUGCCCUCGCCCAAAGGGGUCUUCUGUACCUAGAAGCACUCUCCCUUCCUGGCUAGACUGAGAGCCAGGGGUCCUAUAGUCCCACAACUUCUCCCUCUCCCACUUUUUCCUUUUGUUAGUCACUUUGUGUUGGACAUUAUUAUUAUGGGAUAGCUUGGUCAGUAGAGGGUCGUGGGUUUGAGUCCCACACUGGCCAAAAGAUUCCUGCUUUGCAGGGGGCUGGACUAGAUGACCCUCGUGGUCCCUUCCACCUCUACAAUUCGGUUAUUCUAUAUUUAUUUAUUUACAGUCCACCUUUCCCCAGACCUGGACUCAAGGUGUAUUAUAACACAAAUAAAAUACAAAAACUAAAAACCAUGUAAAAUGGUUUAAAAAGCAAUUAGUAGGAUUUCAGCAACAUAAAAUCAGAUCUUCUAAAAUGCAUAGCACUGUGAAAAGCCCUUUUUUUCUUUUCUGAAAAGGCGUGACGACUAGAGCAGCCUCUCCGCCAGGCGCCCCCGCCGCCCCGGGGGACAAGCCCGGCUGCUGCGGCCCCGGGAUCGCGGGGAGAUGGGGGCGCGGGGCGAGGCAGGCCUUGGCAUCGGGGGGGGGCCGGGGGUUCCUGGGAGGCGCCCCCCCCCCCGCAGCCUGCCAAGGGACCAAAGUCCAGCGCCUUUGUUGGGUAAAGCAAAGUGCCGCAAAAGAUUACUAUUCUUAUCAUUAUUAUUAUCAUCAUCGAGAGCGCCCCCCCCCGCGGCCCCGCCUCCCCUCGAGGCGCCACGCGGGACCGGCUCUUCGAGUGGGCGGGGCCCAUGCAAAUCAGAGCCCGAGUUCCCGAGCCGACGAAUAGGAGCGGGCGGGGGGGGGGCAGCGGAGGCGGGGCGCCCUCCUUCCCCGAAAGGCGCAUGCGCGGCGGCGGCCCGUCACUCUCUCCUCCGGCCCGUCAGGCGCCGCUUCUUCUCCGCGCGGCCUUCGCUGAGGGAGCCGAGCGGCCGGCGGGACACGCGUCGAGGGCUGGCCGUGCUGCGGGGACGUGACACGCGUCGUGAGGUAGAGCGGGGCGGGCGGGCCAGGGCCGAGGGGAGGCCGGGCGGGGCCCUUCGCCUGGGCUCUUCAGACGUGCCGCAUCCAUACACGUGUCAUGCUGCCCCCGGGGCCUUCCCUCGGGGUCGCGCGCUCCGCCCCCCCCAAGUCCCUUGGGCGAAAGGUUUCCCGAGAGGGCCAGGGCAGCCCCCUCCCCCCCAUCUGCUCCACACAAUGUCCCCUGUGGGACAAGCAUCCUUCCAUCCCAGCUACUCGACCCGCAUCCAGGGAGCAUCUCCUUUCCCUCCAGCACCCCCACGCCAAAGGGCAGCCACGCGGUGUGACACACUCAGACAGGAGCCACCAUCCAGGCUGCUAAGAACAUAUUCUCCCAGCCUAAGGCUGCUUAUUUGAAUGUACUGCCUGCUCAGUGGUCCCUGAAUACACUGCCAUAAAUGCUUCCUGUAGGAGAUCCCUGCCCGCCCCCUCCAGUGCACACUGGUCUGCCGCUUUUCUGAGAUCCCCUGCUCUUGUUGCACAAGGACUUCAUUCCAGGAUCUCAUCUUCUCCGCUUCCUCUCAGGACUCUUCAUGCCCCUAGUGCCCAAACUUCUUUCAAAGAGGGCCAGAUCUGAUGAAGUGAACAUGUGUUCACUUCAAAGUUGUUGAGCUUUUUUUAAAACUUUACCCCAAAGUUGUUGAGCUUUUCGAAAUGGACUUUGGACAUGCCUGCCCUAGUGCCUAACCAUGUAUCUGUCUGACUUUCCCAUCCAUUGUUAUCUCCAAAGAUUCCACAAGCCUUGUAUACUUACAUGCUGCUUCAUUUUUGUACCAUAACCUAGGCCAUUUUUGUACCAUAACCUAGGCAAAUUAAGCCCCGGGGGCCGGAUCUGGCCCAAUUGCCUUCUAAAUCUGGCUCACAGAUGCUCCGGGAAUCAGCGUGUUUUUACAUGACUAGAAUGCGUGCUUUUAUUUAAAAUGCAUCUCUGGGUUAUUUGUGGGGCAUAGGAAUUCAUUCAUUUUUUUUCCAAAAUAUAGUCCGGCCCCCUGCUGAAAAAGUUUGCUGACCCCUGGCCUAGGCAAUCCCUUCCUAACAUACCCAGAUCCCCCUUAUAGUAGAUCCUCACUUGUUCUCUCCUUACCAUGUUGGGAGUCACGUAUGAAUGUGUGCAGCCUGCAUAUUUUUGAGAUGCUGUUGAAUACUUAUACUUCCAAUACAAACUUGUAAAUAGCUGUUGGGUUGUUCUUCUCAGAGUUUAAUGGUGUGCUAUAAGGGUUCAAUGGAAGCAGGAAUAAAUUUCCCAGCAGUUUAAGGUGUUCCCAGAUGCUAGAUGUGAAUGCACUGCUACUCCCUAUCUUGCUGCCUGCUUGAGCCUUCAGUUGCUGGACAGGAUUGAAUAGUGCAUAACUCGCAUGACAGAUGUGGAAAAUGUUGUCACGUCAUGGAGGUUUGCCUCUGAGACAGAGUUCUGAUUUGUGGGAGGGAAUCUGUAUACUCUACCAGCCGCAGUGUAUUCAUCAAUCGCUCUCUUGUAAGGGUAGCCAACCGUUGUGGUUCCAUAGGCACAGUUGCAAUUUGGGUAAACUGCUGUGUGCACCAUGCACACACAUGUGCACUCAUCACAAUCACAUACAUGCAUAUUCAUUAUCCCCCUGGCAACAAUUGCACUUGAAAAAAGCCUUCCGUGGGCUAAAGUGGAAGGGCUCUUUCAAAUAUUAUUUUUGAGGAGGAGGGGGCAGAAAUGAGACGCUGCAAAACACAAGGGAAGGCCUCUGAGGGCACUGUGUUGGUAAUGCAUGUGUUAGCGGCUAACUGCACAUUACACAAUAAAAGCAGCUUUGGAAAAAUGGGUUUUAGAGGAGAGAAGCAUGGCAGAAGCAUUCCUCAUCCAAUGUUUCUCUGCUGCAAACUGCUCCACUGCAGCUGUUCAUGACUCCAAAAGCAUUUUUGCUAGGGCAAAAGUACCGGUACUUUUCAGCUUUGAAGGGGAGGGGAAAGUCACUUGUAGAAGCAGAUACAAAUAGUACAGGGAAAGGAGUGCUCUGCAGAAGCUAGUUUUGAUUCACCUUACCUUUCCCAUAUUUUAUUUAUUAAAAUGUUUAAAGCACACAGUGUCAAGUGUUUCUACAUUUCAAAACAUAGAGCAACAAUGUUCUGAAUCAAAAUAAUAAAUAAAAAUCGAAUAAUAAAAGGUAAAUAAAGUUAAAUGGACAGUUAAGUCCAGUCAUCGGCAACUAUGGGGUGCAGUGCUCAUCUCGCUUCAGGCCAAGGGAGCCAGUGUUUGUCCGCAGACAGCUUUCCAGGUCAUGUAGCCAGCAUGACUAAACCACUUCUGGCACAACAGGUCACCAUGAUGAGUGCCAGAGCGCACAGAAAUGCCGUUUACCUUUCUGCUGCAGUGGGACCUAUUUAUCUACUUGCACUAGUGUACUUUUGAACUGCUACGUUGGCAGGAACUGGGACAAAGCAACAGGAGCUCACCUCGUCGUACAGAUUCAAACCACCAACUUUCUGAUUGGCAAGCCCAAGUGGCUCAGUGGUUUAGACCAUAGUGCCACCCGCUCCCUAUCAAAAUAAUACUGUAAGUCAGUGCAGUGGUACCUCAGGUUACAAACGCUUCAGGUUACAUACGCUUCAGGUUACACACCCCGCUAACCCAGAAAUAGUGCUUCAAGUUAAGAACUUUGCUUCAGGAUAAGGACAGAAAUCGGGCUCUGGCGGCGCGGUGGCAGCAGGAGACCCCGUUAGCUAAAGUGAUGCUUCAGGUUAAGAACAGUUUCAGGUUAAGAACGGACCUCUGGAACGAAUUAAGUACUUAACCGGAGGUAUCACUGUAAAUGCACAUUCAACAUAGAUGCUGUUUAGAUUGUUUGGAAGUCUGGUUCAUAUACGUGCAACAGACAAAGAAAAUUGUGUGACAAUUUCAAAAUGAAACAAAACACCCAUAUACUUUUAAACUUUUUAUGUGAUUUUAUUAUUGCCAAAAAAUGAAACUCUCUGUCUUUUCCCUAAUUAAGGAGAAGUAUAAGUAGUGCUAGUUUUCUGUAACUAGAACACAGAAGUUUAGCAGCACCUUUUAUAGGCAGUCAUAAUAUGCUAAAUGUAUACUAUGGAAUUUUUCAUCCAUAUCAUGCCAAAUAUUUUGCUAAACAUCUGUAUUCUACUGGUUGUUAGAUCCAUCUGUCUCAGGAGACAACGGAAGAGUGCACCUUCAAGGGUAAAGUCAAACCAUUUUGGAGAGUGAAGUGUCUCUUCUGUGGCUUUAGGUUAAUGGAAGGAUGUAUACAAAAUUGUGAUAUUGCCUCAGGUGAAUUCUCCAUUCUGUCAUCUGAUGGUCUCUGUGGUGUCUCACUUAAGUGUCUGGAUGAUGCAAUGCAGAGUAGUUUAUUGGGUGGGACAGGGUGCAGUAUAGGAAGCCUUGUGACUUGAUGGGGGCUGAUGCUGAGUUGCUGAUGGCAGCUUCUUGGCAAAGCAAGUGGUGUGAAGGGGGUGAUGCUUAUUAGCAGCUUAGUCUUAACUUCGUGAAUGCAUCAUGAAUAACUCAUUUCAGUGAGGAAAUUCUUCUGUGUGUUGUGAAGAAUCUGGAGAGACUCAUCUAGCUAAAUUGUUAAGGUCUGUUGCUUUCUUACUUAAUUGCUAGUGGCAAAGUAAAACGAAAAUGCUUAAUGAAACAUUGCCUCCUUUUAUGCUUAUCAGAGGUUGUGUCAGGAGUUCUUAUAUAAAUACUCCUUUCUUAUGAUCCUUAUAGGGUGGUUGUAAGGAGUGCGCUGAGCAUUUUUAAAUAGGAAAGUGGGAUAGAAAUAGUUUAAAUAAAUAAGAUAAUGUAUGCAGUUUUUUAAACACUUGAAGUGCUGUACAAAUGUCAAAUAUUAUUUUCACACCUUUGGUGUCUCUUGUAGCAACCGUGACAUGAUAGUGGUAGAAAGUUUUUAGCCUUCCUAAUGCAGGGAUCAUUUCACAUUGAACUGCUUUACUGUAGCUUUCCUGGGUCUUAAACGGCUGUAAUCUGGGGAGAGGGGCAGAGCUGAUCUUCUAAUAUUACAUUGUUAUAGCGACACUUUACCUUGAAGUGCACAGAAUGCUAUUGACCCUUUAUCCAAGGUCAGCACUUCUCAUUUCAGUUUUAUCUCUUCCUUCUCAUGGAAUUUUAAGCUCCGGUUGUUAAAAAACACCUUUAUAAACUCUGAAUUUGUGCAGGUGCCUAUGCACAGCUGUGACAGACGGCAACACCUUGUUCCAGUGCCAACCCAGGAAGGUACCCCGCUGGCAACAGGUGCACUGUUGUGCUAUGUUCCUCUUGCCACCAGCUGCUUAUUUGUCCCCCAGGGCAAAGAGUAUAGGAUUCCCACUGCUUCAUGGUGAUCUACUUGGGAGUAGGGCUGAAUUCCAAGUCUUCUGCCUGGCAACUUUGGCCUGUCACCUCUCCUGACCACCCAGGUGCUUUAACCCAGCAGCUUAGCUCAAGCAAUCCACCCUGGAGUGUGUUCAGCAAGCAGCCCAGUCCAGAAAUCCCGUAAAGCAGUGUAUUUAAACAGACUAUUAAAAGAAAGGGAAAGGUGGAGAAACAGUAAGCCACAUUCAGGGAUAGGGGAUGUAGCUAAUCCAAUACUAGGCAAGCUUAUACAACAACAUUGACACUUUCGGUAGCCUUUGGAGUUGGCUGAAGGGGGGGGGCAAAGUAUACAGGCAUGAUGCCAUGUUCUGUGCUCUUUGAUUGGGUUGAUCAAGGAUACCUCACAGAAAGCAUCAUGAUAUGGAGUCUGCUAUUCUAACCAACUCUAGGAAUUUUUUUAAAAUAACCACCUGGGCAAUUUUGAGGGUCUUUGGCACAUUUCAGGUAUGCUACCUGUAGUAUGUCAGGAAAAGGAGGUGAAGGACUGUAUUCUUCUUUUUACUGUUAGUGUAUACUGCCCUUUAUCUAUAGAUCACAACAUAAAAAUACAAAAUGAAAACACAAAAUACUUUCAAAAAAACCCCAAGCAAACCAGUAACCCCCAUCCCACAAAACAUUUAAAAGGCCAUAUUUUUAUUAUUGUAUGGUGAACCUUGAUAUGAGGUUAUGACAUCAUGGGUAGGUUUUAUGAAGCUGUGAAGUAGAUUUGGCUCCCCUUGAAAAAAAUUGAUAUAGUGUCUGUGACUGAAAAGGUGCACAGGUAUAAGCCUGCAAAUUUCCAUUGAAGGAAAGGGCUCUGGUGUUUUGCGUGUUUUAUACUGUUUUUAUACGUAUUUGUGGCUACAUUUUGUUCACUUCUUUGACAUUUUAAAAUAUGGCUUAUAUAUUUUCUAAAUGUGAAUGUUUAUUCAUAAAAUCUGUUUAAAAGUGAGUUAUAAAGUUGGAUGGAUCACAAGAGUACAUCAUCCUUCUGUGUACAUAAUUGUCUGGAGCAAUUUGACCCUAAUUUAAUCUUGUGGCAAUCUAGGCUAGGCUGCCAUGUGGCCAUCUGUUUGCACUCCUCUGAUGCUGUAGCCCCCACGCAAAAGUUAUUGCUGUAACAGUGAUAAAAAUGGUUUGGAUAGUGUGCCUUGUGACUGUACUUGACAAUGUCAUUUCCUAGGUUUUGGACCUGAGCCAAAGCUAUGGGGCAGGAUUUCGCCCAGUUGUUAUGCAAGAGACCACCUGUCUUCCUUCCUUGUUAAUAUGCACCGUGUAUCCAGUUGGUGCUGCGUUUUCUUGUGGACUUUGGAACUUUUAUCAGGCGUGUUCCUGGUCUCUGGACUGCCUGAUCUGAUAGGGCCUAAUCUGCACUUGACCAAUUAAAGUGUCCCAUUAAAGGUGCUAGUAACUGAGGUCUUUAGCACAGUGUCUGCCAUAAGGGCAGCAAAUAACUGGUUGUUUCUCUACUUGUAAGAGGAUAGUUGUUUUCCACAUCCUCUGACUAUGGGCUGUGUGUAUCAAUACACACUUCUACCAUUUCAGUGUGCUGUACAUUCUGAAAGUUGCAUAUUGUUGAAAGGUUGACAGGAAGAAGAGAGAACGUAUUUUGUGUGCCACUUGUGUGCCCCUCUUGGAUUGGCCUUUUUCAUUUAAAUAUAGUUCUAGUGGGAUAAUGACUCGUGUGCCACUGAGAGCACAGCUUGUGAUUUUUCACUUAUGCAGCACUAUAGACAUACAAGGCUCUUCACCAUAUAAUGCAAGGUAAAAAGAUAUGGUCCUGCCCUAGAGGGCUUACAAUGUAAAUGACCAAAUAUCACACCACCCCAGAUCAGCAAGACAUUUACAUUUUCACUAGCAGCUGGUAAAUGUACUUCAUGUCUCCUUCAAACUCCUUCAAAGGAUGAGUCUUUUCUUUUCUUUUUAAAUAAUAUUUAUUGCUUUUAUACCUUACAAAAAGAAAAAAGAGAAAAGAAGAAAGAAAAAAAGAGAAAAAAAGUAAAGAAGCCUAAAGAGAAAACAAUACAAUACAAUAUAUAAACAAUACAGAAUGCAACAUUAACAUUAACACAUUAACAAAACAAAAACAAUUCAAAAAAACCACACAUCGUACCAUCUCAAUAUCCUCUCUUUCAUUCCCUUGUUUCAUCGACCUCCUCUCACCUCCCUUUUUGUAUUCCAUUUCUACUAAUUGUUUCAGCAAAUCCUUUCCAUCUUUCUCUAUUUUCUGUCAUGUAAUUAUCUUAACAUAUUUUAACCUUAUUUUCCAUUAAACUAUAAUACUUAUUUAUGGCUUGACAACCAUAUGUCAGGAGUGCUCUGAUGGUGUUUCCUGCUUGGCAGGGGGUUGGACUCGAUGGCCCUUGUGGUCUCUUCCAACUCUAUGAUUCUAUGAUUCUAUGAUUCUAUGAUUCUAUGAUUAUACUUAAUUCCUUAAGAUAUUUCUACUAAAGCCAUAUAAUUCCCUUCCAACAUUUUUCUAACACUCAUUAAUUUUACAUUAUUUCCAUGUAUAGGUUUUAAACUUUUUCCAAUAUUCUUCCACCGUCUCUUCUCCCUGGUCUCGGGUUCUGCCAGUCAUUUCCGUCAAUUCCAAAUAGCCCAUCAACCUGGUGAUCUUCUGUCCGAGGCUCUUAAUUCUUUUCCAGGUCCCUUCUGCAGGUCUUCUUCAUAUUUAUACGUGCACUUUACUUUGUCUUCUCCUGAUCUUGUUCUUAUUUUCCUUCCUUUGAUGCUGAAAAGUAAAUCUCCGGGAAAUUCCCAUCUAGCAAUGUUUUUAUUCCUUCUCGACAAGUCAACCAAAUCUCCAUAAUUAAAACUGAAAUUCAGAAGAUAUUUCCAAUCGUGUUCCAAAGUUCCUCCAAAUCUGGCAGUCCCCACAACUCCAGUCUCCUUCUGACCCAAGUCCAAGUCCCAAAAGUCAAUCUCCAGUCCAAGCGGGGCUCCAAUCCUAUUGUAGCCUCCUUUGGAAUUUGGUCCUCCUCUUGGAGCUACAGAAAAGAGGAGCAUAUCACUAUGUACAUCGUUAUGGAGCUAACAGUGUAUUCCGAAAUUCUUCACUAGGUUCAGCCACCUUGCCUAAAAAAAAGAAAAUGGCCAGAGGCAAUUUCAUAGAAUCAUAGAAUCAUAGAAUCCUAGAGUUGGAAGAGACCACAAGGGCCAUCGAGUCCAACCCCCUGCCAAGCAGGAAACACCAUCAGAGCACUCCUGACAUAUGGUUGUCAAGCCUCUGCUUAAAGACCUCCAAAGAAGGAGACUCCACCACACUCCUUGGCAGCAAAUUCCACUGUCGAACAGCUCUUACUGUCAGGAAGUUCUUCCUAAUGUUUAGGUGGAAUCAUCUUUCUUGUAGUUUGGAUCCAUUGCUCCGUGUCCGCUUCUCUGGAGCAGCAGAAAACCACCUUUCUCCCUCCUCUAUGUGACAUCCUUUUAUAUAUUUGAACAUGGCUAUCAUAUCACCCCUUAACCUCCUCUUCUCCAGGCUAAACAUGCCCAGCUCCCUUAGCCGUUCCUCAUAAGGCAUCAUUUCCAGGCCUUUGACCAUUUUGGUUGCCCUCCUCUGGACACGUUCCAGUUUGUCAGUGUCCUUCUUGAACUGUGGUGCCCAGAACUGGACACGGUACUCCAGGUGAGGUCUGACCAGAGCAGAAUACAGUGGCACUAUUACUUCCCUUGAUCUAGAUGCUAUACUCCUAUUGAUGCAGCCCAGAAUUGCAUUGGCUUUUUAGCUGCCGCGUCACACUGUUGGCUCAUGUCAAGUUUGUGGUCAACCAAGACUCCUGGAUCCUUUUCACACGUACUGCUCUCAAGCCAGGUGUCACCCAUCUUGUAUUUGUGCCUCUCCUUUUUUUGCCCAAGUGCAAUACUUUACAUUUCUCCCUGUUAAAAUUCAUCUUGUUUGUUUUGGCCCAGUUCUCUAAUCUGUCAAGGUCGUUUUGAAGUGUGAUCCUGUCCUCUGGGGUGUUAGCCACCCCUCCCAGUUUGGUGUCAUCUGCAAAUUUGAUCAGGAUGCCUUUGAGUCCAUCAUCCAAGUCGUUGAUAAAGAUGUUGAAUAAGACCGGGCCCAAGACAGAACCCUGUGGCACCCCACUAGUCACUCUUCUCCAGGAUGAAGAGGAACCAUUGAUGAGCACCCUUUGGGUUCGGUCAGUCAGCCAGUUACAAAUCCACUGAGUGGUAGCAUAGUCAAGACCGCAUUUUACCAGCUUCUUUACAAGAAUAUCAUGGGGCACCUUGUCAAAUGCCUUGCUGAAAUCAAGGUAGGCUACAUCCACUGCGUUCCCUUCAUCUACCAGGCUUGUAAUUCUGUCAAAAAACGAGAUCCGGUUAGUCUGACAUGACUUAUUUUUCAGAAAUCCAUGCUGACUAUUGGUGAUCACAGCAUUCCUUUCUAGGUGCUCACAGACUGUUUGCUUAAUGAUCUGCUCCAGAAUCUUCCCUAGGAAUACAGGAAUUUAAACUGACCCAUCAUUCCACCUAAGGUCUUGUUUGUACAAAGAACUUAACUCCUCCCAACCCCAACCCCCCAGCUGACUUCAUUUCUUAAGGAAUUCCUGACACUUUUGUGAAACAAAGUUCUUGGAGUUGAACUAAGCUCUUAAGACUAUGAGAAUGUCUAUCCCCUUUUAAUAGGAAAGCAGUGAACGUUGUGCCACAGCACAGGGAGUGGGAGCCCCUGCUCAGUUUUUCAGGAUUGUGUUGGGAGAGGUGACUCGCAAUCCCUUCCUUUCCUGUCUUGCUGUGCUGUGAGGGAAGAUGAGGUCUCCCUGGUGGCCAGAUCAGUCCUGGUGGGCCUUGCCACUUCAGGGAUAGCUUUGACCACAAUCUGUCUGGCUGUGGUACAAUGCUGCUCUGGGUCAGACUCCAGGAGACUAAAGUCUGCUGCAUAUCAGCAGAUAUGUUCAAUAUGGCCAUGAGCCUAGUGAAUGGGUGUGGAAAUAUUAUUCUUCCCUAGUUCAGAGGCAGUGUGUUUUGCAAAGCGCACAAACUUCCAACAGACACACAUGUCUCAUGAAUUCAGCAUUUGAUUCAUCUCAUCAGAUGGUGUCCUGUUAAGAAGUUUUGUAUCCAGUUUUGUGUUGCUUCCUCUAAGUGAAAUUCUGUGACACUAUUUCUCUUUUUGCUCAUUUCUAAUGCAUUGACCAUUCAGAGGAAUAUACGAAGCUGCACUUUGCUGAAUUAGAACAUGGUCCAUCUAGCUCAUUGGUCUUCAUCUGGCGUUCUGGGAUGCACUGCAGGGGGUCUAAGAUGGGUUGAAACAAAUAUGUGGUAAAAAUUAAGAUAUGAGUCUCCAAAUGAAGGUUUGGGUUAAAGAUUGGUCCGAAGUCUGCAUGAUUCUGGCACUCUAUAAAUCAAGGGGACUUGAUAGUUGUUGCAAGUAGGAUUUGCUGGAACUGGGUUGCUUGCAAUUAGGAUAUCUAAUUAUUAAUUUGGUAGCAGGAGAUAAGAGAUUAGUGUGGCUGGAAUUGGCUUGUGUAUUGCACUGACUGAUACGUACUGAUCCAAGUGCACGUGUCUCUCUUUUCAGAAUUUUUGCCAUGUUUUGGAAUGUGGGUCCUUGGAAAUGCGUCUUGCCCCUACAGCUUUGCCUGCUGGGUUUUGCAUGCUCUGUGUGGGCCAGCUCAGGAGCCUUGCCACAGACUUCUAUCACAGCAGAUUCCUUCCUGCAAGACCUCUUCCUCCGGUAUGGCAAACAUGACAAGCUCACUUUGCAGCAGCUCAAAUCCCUGUUGAAUCGCCUUGAUGUGGGAGUUGGAAGGAACAACAUUAGUCGCACAGAGCAGCAGCGUAGAAACAUCUCCUGGGUAAUGUAUUGUAUUUAUAUAAGCUAUUUCUCUCCUGCUUUUGAAGGUAGUGAGUGGGUCCACAAAUCACCCUACUAAUGCUAAAAACCUGGCUAUUAUAAAUGCAUUCCACUGAAAAAUAUUAAAAUGAUAAAACCUAAAGGGUCUAUAGUGGGGCACCUUUAAUUAAGUCCACUCAAUUGAUCUUGAAAGCUUUCUGAAAUAAAACUGUCUUGAACUGACACCUAAAAGUUAACAGAGAAGAGGCAAAAAAGAUGAACCUCUCUGGGGAGCAAGUUCUGCAAUGUUGGUGCUGCCCCUGAGAAGGCCCUGUUCAGCAUCACUACCCUCCUUGCUUCUUUCUGGUGGAGGGGGGGCAGGGUCUCCCUGUUAUAGGUAGGUUUAUAUAGGGAAAGAUGGUCUAUGACAUGCCCAGGUCUGGACCAUUUAGAGUGUUAAUGGUCAAAAUCAGCACCCAAUUAUGGUUUAGUAGCAGUAGUACCCAUAUUACUUUAUUAUUCAUUGCAGCUGCUAUCUUAGAAAUAUUUAAAAUUAUUAUUAUUAUUAUUAUUUAUAUUUAUUUGUGCUUUUAUCUUGUAUUUUUAUCUCGUGAACUUCCCUGAGAUCAUUGGAUGAAGGGGGUGUGGUUGUGUAUACCAUAUUUUUCCGUGUACAAGAUGAUGUCUCUCCCUCCCCCCCCCAUUUUUCAGUCAAAAAUUGGGGGUCGUCUUAUACACAGAUUUAUAUCUUAAGUCUUGGGUCAGCUGGCAACUCCUGGCAUCUCCUGUGUGGAGUACGCUGUAUUCAGGGCACUGGCUGGAGAGGUGACGCAGUUCCGAGGUGAGGAGGGAGCUUGGCCGCAGUGCCACCAGCUCUCACCUGCUGAGGCGAGGCAACGCCAGAUGCAGGCUGGAGAGGUGAGGCGAGGUGAGGCUGUGCCGAGAUGCGGGGUAUCGCCCCCAAAAAAAGCAAUUUCCCCCAAAAGCAGAACAACUUUAACAAACUGAUUUCUUAAUUUUGGGCUCCCAAAAGUAGGCGUCAUCUUAUACAUGGGGUCGUGUUAUACAUGGAAAAAGACUCUGUGUGUAUUGCAGUUUUAGUAGUAUUAAGACAUAUUCACCCUACCCUCCAGCUGAAAAGCCUCCUGGAAUGGUUAUAUAAGAUCUAUACAAACAAGUCCUUGCCCUCAAGCAUCAUAAAACUGCUAUGUUUUUAUACUCACCAGCUUGAAUAACAACAGUUCAGGGAGAGCAGGAGCCAAAGGGAGCUAGAAUGGUGACAGGAGGCAGUGCAUAAUUUGUGGUCUUCAGCAAGUAUGGGCCAGUAAAGCUCACUGGGAAGCCUUCAGGGUGUGAAUGCUAACAAAAGGCACAGCUCUGGGAUUUUCACCACGCCUUGCUCUCUGUCCUAUAGUGCUUCAGUUCCUCAGAGCUCUUUUCAACCCACAAUCUGAGUGAAGACUCCAGCCUUGGCAAGAGUGAAUUCCGAGAGUUCUGCCCAACCAUCCUGCAGCAGCUGGAGUCAAGGGCAUGCACGUCUGAGAACCUGGAAAAUGAGGAAGAUGAGAGGACAGAGGAGGGAAAGCCCAGUUCCUCAGAAGGUGUGUGUGCAGUUAGGCUAGCAAAAGUUUAACAGCUAGUCUUUUAAAGCAAGAGCUUCCUGAGAAAUGCCUUCAAAUCCUGACCAUCCUUGUUCUCCUGCAAGUUGCUGUAGAAAUGGAAUGCCAGCCAGAACUGUAAGCUAUUGUUCUUAAUGGGGUUUCCUUUUCCAGGUACAGGUUGACAGAAUGCCCCAUACACCCUACCCUUCUUGUGUCCUUGCCUAGGAAAAGUCAGUUGAUCCACCCCCCUGGUAUGAUUUCAUUGUGCUGCAGACUGAGCUGUCAGUGCUGUCAAGGCAGCUCCAUGCAUCUGCUGGCUGCUGCAUACUUACAGGUGAAAGUGAACCUUUGGAAGUACAGGUAUUGCUCUCAAUGAAAGACAAAAUUAGAAUUGUUUAGGCUGUGGAGAAAAAAGCAUGAGGUUGUAUUCAGUGUUAGUUGUGCUCAGAGCAGACCUAUUGAAGUUAACGGGUAUGACUAACUUAGAUCUAUUAAUUUUAGUGGAUAUUCUAAGUAGAACUUGGCUUGAUACCACCCAUGGUGUUUACACCUUUACACACAAUGGAACAGCCUAUAGGCUGACUCUCAAUUUUACUCCUGUCAUUCACAAAUUUGUGAAUUCACAGAUCUUCCUGUUUGUGGACAGGAAAUGUGGGUCCACAAUUAAUGAACCAUAUAUAACACACUUUCCCCUAGUUAAGGAACUAUGCCAACCACCAGGUCCUAUACUUGCUUACCUGAGAAUAAGUCCCUUUAAACUCAGUGGAAUUACUUCUGAGUAGACACAUACAGGAUUGCACUGUAUGACAAAAUAGAGAACUUGGAAAUACUAUCUAUUGAGAAGAAAAAGCUCAGUAUAUAAAUAAGAGGUCGUCCCUGCUGGUGGGUAUUUGCAGAAGAGCCAGUGAUUACAACCGCUUUUGUAGAUCUUAAGAUGGGUAUGAGUCAGCAUUGAGGUGUUACAGGAAUAUUAAACAAAAAGGCAACAGGAUAAGAAACAGACCCAGGCCAACACUAUUUUCAGUUGCAAAUACAGGCAAAGAUGAAAUAGUGUUUGUAGUCCCUUCUGAAUCUACUUGGUGCUUCCAGUGCUUCAACAGAGGUAUUGUAUUCACUUUGGAGUCACCCAUUUUUAAAAGGCACAAAUAAAUUUGCACAAGUUUCAGUACAGAAAAGGUGAAUGGAUGGUUGCCUUAGUUGCUCCUUCACAGCAGAUCCUGACCUAGUGUCUCACUUCCAGGUUUGAUCCACGGAAUGCCAGUUUCUUGAUGGAGAGAUUUGCUUUUCUGGGGUGUUUUGUGCAACACAUGUUAUGGGAACAGGUGGACCUUUGCCUGUGGAUCUACUCAUGAGUAAGCACUCCAACCUUGAGUCCUCAUGCAAGAGUCAGAUCUGCAUGUGUGAAGGAUUCAAGUGUGCCAUUUCAACAAGCAGGCUGGAUCCUUCAUAGUCAGGUUCCAGUAGAUCUAAUUACGAUGAAACACUUCAGUCUUGCUCCUGAGUAGUAUUUUUUUUCUUAGUGGAUGUAAAUGUUACAGCUGCAAAGAAUAGCAGGAGAACAUUGUAUCCCAAGGACAGGUGUCUUGUCUCUCCUGCUCUUAGAAGAACAGAUUUUGCCAAGACAUGAUAUAAUUUUUUCAAAUCCCUACAAGAGCAAAACAGGUUUAGGCAAGAAAUGUCAAUAGAACAGGUGCAACUGUUAUGGAGGCUCUUCAGAAUAAGAGGGGUUGGAAUCAGGUAAGGUAUCUGGGAGGCUGCUGCAUUGAAGGUGAUGCCCUGAUGACCUCUGAGGUCUCAUCCAGCUCUGAUUCCAGCUGGGUGUACUUUAAAUAUGUAUGUGUGUGUUUGUUUGAAAAAAGGAUUUGCUUAGUGCAUACAUUUUCACUGUUAAGUUUCCACUUUUAUUUCACAGAUUUUUUGAAUUUGGGAGGAGGGGUUCCUUCUACACUUCCUCUGCCUGCUGUGGCUCCUCAACCCAGCACUGGCAAUGUGUCUCACAGGCAAAUAUGCAGAAAUCCACACAUUCAGUUGUUUACAUACAAACCGCUGCUGCAUAUAAGGAUCUGUGGAUUGGGGAAGUAAUUCUACACUAUGGUUAGAAGAGGAAAAGAGUUGGAUGCCUCAGACCCUCUCCAAGCCGUCCAUGAAGAAACAUUAUAAGAAAGCUUCACCUGCCUCAAGAUCAUCUCCCUUGCUGGAAUCUGGUGCACAAACCUUCCAGAUAUGGCCUGUCACAGAUUUUGAGUAACCUCGUAGAUGUAUACACACAAAAGGAGGUCAAAAAUGACCCUAAAGAGUUUAUUGUUGACAUUCCAGAAAUAAGGAAGUGAGAUUAAUGUAAUAUGAUUAUUCUUUUCAGCUUUCUUUGUGUUGUUCACAGACAUUGCCUGAAGCCAGAAAAUUUGGGUCUGCAGUUAAUGAGCAACAUAGAUUGCACACGUUUUAUCUAAGGAGCUUUAAAAAUGGUUAAUCUAAAUCUCUUUUUGCCAGUCAGUGAGCGAUGGCAAGUUUCAACUGGCAACAUCCUGGGUAAUCUAAGCAAAUUCCUCACUGAUGUAACCUGAAUGGCAGCAUACUCUGUUCAGUUUUUGUCUUAUGAACCUUGUUUUGUAUCAAAUUGUAAUAUUUUUAAGCUACCUGAAAUCCUAAAUCACAAUUCCUGCUGCCUCUACAUCAUGUUUUCAGUUUCUUAAUAGAUCCUGAUAUUGAGUUGGUAUUGAGUAUAGCUCUCAGUACCAAGUUUGAGAAGAACUCAGAGGCUGCGCUUCUGUCUUCUGGCUAUCCUGGUGCUGUACAUCUUAAACUCCUAGAGAAUUGCAAUAAAACCUUAUUUCCAGUGAGAUCAACUUCAGCCUUCCCAGCUGUGGCUGUCUAUAGAGGCCCCUUCCUGUUUUCAAUUAUUUGGGUAAACUGGCCCUCCUUUCUAUUUGUUUCACAGUCUGGGGCUUUGGAUUUCUCAGUGUUUCACUGAUUAACCUGGCCUCCCUACUUGGCGUCUUCGUCGUGCCCUGCACCAAGAAGGUCUUUUUCGCCCGAAUCCUAACGUAUUUCAUCGCGCUCUCCAUCGGGACAUUGUUCUCUAACGCACUGUUCCAGCUGAUCCCAGAGGUGCAGUAAGACACAGACACAUGGAUUGAGUCACAAUCUACUUUUCCUGUCACUAAGUUCUCUGCUGAUAGGCUGCUCACAGUUUAGAGCAGGCAUCCCCAACCUGUGGUUCUCCAGAUGUUUUGGCCUACAACUCCCAUGAUCCCUAGCUAACAGGACCAGUGGUCAGGGAUGAUGGGAAUUGUAGCCCCAAAACAUCUGGAGGGCUGAAGGUUGGGGAUGCCUGGUUUAGAGAGGGGGAAGCUUGCCCUGCCCAGUGAUUCCUUUUGAGGAUGACCUUUUCUCCUCUGAGCAUCAGGAAGCUUCCUAAGAUCAGCUGAGAGAAAAAGAGCAAAUUCUCCUGUGUGGUCCCUGUGUAGGCACAUACAUGAGUUCUGUGCUUGCUCAGAGCACAUCUUGGGAAUUUUCUUGAGCCAUAAUUCAUGUUUCCUCAUUUCAAGGGCAGAAGCUUAGCACCACUUUCCUAGUCCUUGUUUCUUGCCAUUCACAGUCAUCCAAAGCAGCAGUGUGACUUUAAAGUGCACCUUGUGGGUGCUGCCAGCGCUGGGAGGAUUUUGCCUCUUGACUUCCAUUCCACCAUUGAUGGAAAGGGGUUGAUUGUGCUUUUAGUGAAAGGUUUCUUCAGUUGUGCAAAAGUGUGAAAAGGAAUGUUGGGUUUUUUGGUCAUUUCUGCUAACUAGCACAAUAUUUCUUUGGGAACGUUGUGAGGGCAACUUCACUGAAACAAUGGAAAAUAGUACCUUUUACCUAAACCUAGCCAGCUAAAGUAGAUGUUGCCUAGAGUGACCUGGAGGAAGAGGUAUACAUUAAUCUGGCUCUAUGUGUGGACUGUUUCUGUAGGCUGAGUCCUUCCAGGAGUCAAGUUCAUUCACUGGCCUGAUGAAUGAGAGUAGGUAGGGGGGAAAGUGUGGCUGUCAGCUUCAGAGACUGUUUUGCAAAGGAACACCAAUAUUCUGGAGAAAGAUCUUUUAUGUUUUUUCUUGGCUUCUCUUUCAAUAAUUGAUCUGAUUUUACCAACAACAAAAAAAGAGGUUUCUUGAGCAGUGUUGGACUUUGCCAGAUUUAAUCUUGACAUAAUUUUGUUUGAAUUGCAUGUUCUGGGGCUGCCUAAAUACAAACAAGAACACUCUACUUCCUGAUUUUGGAGUUUGUAACCCUUGUCUCCUUUACUUGCUCUGUUUUUCUCUUCCAUUUUGACUUUGCAUAUUGUGGUAAACAUUUGGGGGGCAGUGUUUGCAGUUCCGCAAACUUCUAAAAUUGUGGGCUGAAAUAAGACAUUGGUUUGUCCAUGGUAUGAAAGAGCCACCCUUUGAACCCAGGACCACCUUUGCUGUCUGUCCUGGCCACCUCACCAACUGGCUUCUUCCAUUGAAAAAGGCUAAGGUCACAAAUCUUAGCAAUACUAUCCAGAAUUUUUGAAGCUCCUAUGUUGUAUAGCUAAUUUACUGCCUGUCCAAGGCAUGACGUACUGUAUUCUCUCUUGAAUUUAUGGUAUUUUCAGCUCCAAAACUGUGCAUCUGAUGAAGGGGGAGGAAUUUGUUGCUUGAAAACAAAACUAUAUUUGUGAUCAAACUGUAACAGAAAUUACUGUAUAUGCUUCACCUCCAUGGUUAAGUUGCCUGCCCUGGAAGAACAACUGGUGUGCAAUUGCAUCACUCACUUAGUUGGAUUUUGGGGACUUUCUGUAGUUGUGCAGCAGAGACUCUGUAAUUCUACAGAUGCCCAUCUGCUAGGUAGGUAUGGCCACAUGCGUAUCAUAUGUACAGGCAAGUAACUGUUCACUCUGGCCAGGCAACAGACCAUGGUGGUGGGGGGUGUAGGAUGCUGAGAGUAAAACAGGUGCUCUUCAUGACACUGGAACUCUGGCCUUGUCCCUGUGCUAGAAAAAAGAGGGAAAACGUGACUGGACAGCCCCACCAACAGUCUGGAGAGCUAGGGACGUUAAAUGCUCUCGUCAGCUAUGGUAUGGACGUCUUACAGUUGUGAUCUGAAGCAUCACUUAGGGACGGCUUGAAUGGAAUUACAAACUUAUGCACAAACUAAUGUGCAUUUAUAGAGGUCAUUUGUAGCAGGACUGUCUACAGAAUACAUGAGAUAUGGAGAGAUCCCACUCUAUAGAAAGCGGAAGUCUCCACCUUGCUUGUGAAGGGACUGGUCUCCUCCAUAUCUCAUAUGGGUGCAAAUGUCCCAUGAUGAAACUACCACCUAUUGGAAGUGCACAAUUGUCUUUGCUGGAGUUCCAGAGCCAGAGUACACCAGGUACUCCCAGCAUGCUUAAAGCCAUAUCCAAUUAAACAUCAAUCACUAAUGAAAGUCUCCUCUCUCCCUCCCACCCUCUCUCCUCUCUCUGUGAUUUAAAUUCAUUUCUGCGUAUUCCUGUGUCCUGACUUCCAUGGCAUUCAUUCCACCUGUGAUUUCACGGUGGGCGAGGGGCUGGCAUUCACACCGCAGUCUGGGGUUAUGGUUUCCUCUGUGUGACUGUCAUCUCCCUCUGCUCCCUGGUUGGAGCCAGUGUGGUGCCUUUCAUGAAGAAGACCUUUUACAAGCGACUGCUCCUCUACUUCAUAGCUCUGGCGAUUGGUACUCUCUACUCCAAUGCCCUCUUCCAGCUCAUUCCUGAGGUAUGACUAGGGCCUCUUGGCCUUCCUUGUGUGGCUGUUUUUGUGUCAUCUGUGGUGAGAGGAAUUCUAGUAGAAGAGUGAUAUUGUGCUGGUGGUAUUAGUCUCGGAUGAGUUGUGAACUGUUUGGCAUUUCCCUGGGUUUUCACUCUUUAGAGUAGUGGUAGCCAGCGUGCUGCUCUCCAGAGAAUGUUGAAAUCUAACUCCCAUUAUCCCUGACUGUUGGUUCUGCUGGCCUGGGCUGACGGACAUUGCAGUGCAGCAGCGCGGGGAGGGAAACUGAGCUGGCUACACCUGCUUCAGAAGUUAAAAACGGCUUGGAAGCUAACUCACACCUGACUGUAACAGUCUGAAAGCAAGGGCCAGUUAAGAUAAUGACAGAGUCCCAUGCUGAGAGGUCUUUGUCAAUCUCAUGCCUUUAAAGACAAGGCUCCUGGGCUAGUACAUAAGGCUGCACAGAUGACACCUGCUGUCAGGAGCAUGUGGAGAUUGCAGCUGUCCUCUGUGCUGCUUCCUGGGUGGUGCCAUCCAAUGCAGGGGGAGGCAGGCUAGAAACGAAGCUGUGGGGGAAGCCAUGGGGUUUGGAGCCUCACAGUGCUUCCAUAGCCAAUAUAAAGCGCUGGGUGCUGGUCCCUGGCUUGCAAGCUGGGAGGCAGAGAAUAGAAGGGUGAGCAGAGCAAGCAAGGUAAAAACAGAAUAAAGGGAGGGGAAAAUAGGAGAAGAGCAGGUUGCAUUGUCCUAAGGAAACUGAGGCUGAAGGAAAAGACAAUAUGAAGAAUGGAAAACGGAAAAGGACUGCUAAUCCUAAGCCAAAAUAAGGAGUGGGUGAUGGUCGAAGAAGGUAGUUGUGUGUGAGGGUCUAGUUAUGGUUUAGGAGCUAGACAGGAAAGUGAGAAGCCAUUGGUGGUUGCACGGUGUCUUUGUGGUGCUCGUUUCCUCCUCAUAAAAUACCUGACUAACUUCAACAUUCAAUGGCAUGUUCUUGGGAUGUUUUCCUUUGUAAUGAAAGUGUUUGAGACAAAGGAGCAUAUCUUAUCUAGAAAGGGGAGGGAAAGUGGCCUUCACACAAUAAGAAAAAAACUGUAUAAGAUAGUCUGAGUCAUAGGAGGCAAGUCAAUGAAUCAAUGGGUCAUAGUGGAAUCCCUCUUGUUCUUACACCAGGUGAGAUACAAAUGAGCUCUGGUCAGAUGAUCUUGUGCUUUAGGAAGUGGUAAAACUUAUGCACCACUUUGCGGAUGUGGAUUUACAUGGCUGAAUACUACUACAUUUUUUUAAUGCACCACAUAUAGAAAACUAGCCAAUCAAACAGCAAGUUUCUAGCCUUGCUGACUUCUGUCAGACAUGGUUUCUGUAUGAAAGGAGCAUGUGGAGAAGCAUUCAACAGUGUGAACCCACAUCCCACUUGGCACAGCCGCGACACAGGUUUAUUGCUGCCAUAAUGUGAAUUCAGGGAGCAGCCAGCUGCCAUCAAGAUAUACUUCUGUAGGUCAAGUGAUAAAUUCCUGUGCUCUGCAGCUUUUUAUUUCCUCUUAGGCCUUCUCUUAGAUUGAAACAGGUGGGAGGCAAUGUAAACUGCAUAAAUGUGCUGUUAUUUAAGUAUACUUUUCACUUACCUUUUCCUGCCCCUACUCCACAGGCCUUUGGAUUCAAUCCUCGGGAAGAUGAUUAUGUCUCCAAAUCGGCUGUUGUCUUUGGGGGCUUUUACUUGUUCUUUUUCACAGAGAAAAUAUUGAAGAUGCUUCUCAAGCAGAAAGACACGGUGAGGGAGGAACCAAAACACUUGCUGAUGAGAACUACUUCUGGUGCAAAUCUCCCAUUACUUUUCUUUUAAACAAAUAUUUGAAUAUUGUUUGGCAUCAGAUGUAACAAUGUCAUAAUUUUGAGGGACAGAAAGCUAAAGAAAAUAAGACAAUAGUUUUCCCUUUAAAUAUAUUAGAAGCAGAAUUCUUUCCAGAGAAUCAGCAGUUUAAGAUGGUAGUUUGCAAACUUUUAUAUGCAGUGAAACUCUUUUCCACACUGACCUGCCUGUUGAAGAGCCCUGAUGGAUCCAGUACCAACCCUGCACCUCCAACUAUUUGGCGAUGCAUUUUUGAGAGUACCCUGGUUUUGUGUGGGGCAGCAGCCAGGCCUGUUGGCUGUCACUAUGUGUGUGCCAGAAUAUAUCCAGUACUCUCUCACGGCUACAUAUUUCAGGGCACUGUUUGCAGCCAGCUGUUUUUCAGGGAAGCUUAUUUGCCAAUGCUGAUUCCUCCAGAGCAUUUGCAGAUAAUGUGAACCCAAACGAGUAGGAUGCCCUGCUUCUCUCUGCUUCUGACCAAUAGCAGACAGCAGGGUGAGGCAGCGGCACUCACCUAACUUACAGUUGCCUGCAUCAUGGCUGGAUGCCAAGAGAGGCAAGACGACAGCAAGGUCAGCACAAUACGCAUGCGCUAGCAGAGCCUAUCAAGCGCUCUUGCCACCAUGUGAGCUCGCCAGCACCUCACUUCUCUCUGUCCCAGGAUGCAGCGGCAACCAGGUCAGAUGAGAGUCUCUGCCUCAUCCUGCCAUCGUCCACUGAUUCUCAUCUCUAGCUCUCAAGGGAUCUAGAUUGGAGAAUAAAUGUUACUGCUUCUUAGUCUCAGAAGCCCAGAGUCCAUCCUGCAAUCUGUCUUGCAUCUGUUGAGGCUAUUCCAGCUAAAUCUGCUCUUCCUUUCCAUCUUUAGAGUGCUAAAAAACCCCUGCAGACUUUGUGGCGCCAUCAUAAUGCCUAGCCUUUUCUCCUCCCCUUGCCCCCAGCACUUGGUUUAACAUCAAGCCUGAUAUAGAGCUCCAAGGGACUUGCAAGCUUGCUCACAGUGUUCUGACAUUUUGGUUGGUGCUAAGAAAAAAACAUUACCAUGCCAUGACUAUUCUGGAUUUUAUUUUAUUUUGACCUAAUGGACCAACAUGGCCAGCUACAAUUUUAAAUGUUAAAUAGUAAGUCACCAGGACAAACAGAGCUCUGAAAGAAUGCAAAAUAGGAUUUUGCUGAACCCAUGACAUUGGCAUAUAUAGCAUCCCUCUGCCAUCCUCGCUAAUGGCAGUAAUAGCAAUCUUUACAAAAGCCUCCAAAGGUAUUCCAGAGAGGCUUCCUUUUAGUACCAUUCAAGUCUGUCAAAACGAUAGUGUAAAAUAAAACACUAUAAACCGUUUAGAGACAAUCCAGUUCCUAACCACUUCCCUUCCUGUUCACUUCCUUCUCAUGCACGCAGCCUUGUUCAGGGGUCUUCCAGGCCUUUCGGUUCAGUCCUUGGACUUUCAAACAUUUGGUGCCAAUAAUAGCAGAUUCAAAACAACUGUAGAACAUUUGAGUUAGGGUAGUUUGCUCAGCUGCUUUAAUGUUAACUGAUAAUGUAUGGAACAGUCAACAAGGAUAUUGCAGUGAGAAAGCAUAUCUCAUAAACAGGAUCAUGUCAUUGAAGGUUCCUAUAUAGACGCAAAUUAAAGUUGAUACAACUGAUUCCAGUUGAAAAAAGGCUUUUUAUAGUCUACAUAGCUAACAUACUAAAUGGAAAGCUCUUUUAUGAAUCAGUAGGCACAGAGAGUUACUUUUCAUGAUAGAGAAGUCAGCAGUGAACUACCCUAAAAAUACUAUAUUGUGGUGUCUGUGAACUGUGAGAUCAUAAAACUUGCAGAUGUGUCGUGGAAUUCAGAAAGUUACUAAAGAAUUAUAAAGAAGUGUGGUGUGUGGUGCCUUACUGGUGAAAAGCCAGUAAAAUUUAAUGUGAGGAACUGAAGCAGCUGACAGUGGGGAGUAUACCCUAAGCCGUGUUGGUGCAGUGUGGGGUGAAAGGUUACUUGCUGAUCUGGCUGGCUUGCCCCAGCCAUUCUGGGUGGCUUCCAGCACAACAACAUCAAACAUUAAUAGUAACAAUCUGAUCCAAUAUAAAAGUCACAAUAACUUUAAUAACGUACAUCAGACAAAGCAACAUUCAACAAUACAUCAGAAUCUUAUCGUAAACAGUAAAAUUAAACACCAGCAAAUAAUAAUUAAACAGUUCACACUUAUCAACCACAAUAAAGAAUUACCAAUCUAUAAAAUAACAGCAAUUCACAUUGCAUAAAAUACCACAAAACAUACGAGACCAUCUAAAAGGAUCCGAUUGAGAAACAAAGACACACAACUUAUAAAACUACUUUUUAAAAAUAUCCCUGAACUCCUCUCUUCCCAGCUGCUGCUGCUGUCCUCAAAGUCAUAGCCUGGGAAGGGCUGGGUGGGGGCGUCAAGGCAGGUGGAAACGCCAUUGCCUGAUGAGGAACAGAAAGCCCCCCCCUUCAGUUCUUCCAUCUUUGUAUCCCCCAGAGUCACCAUGGGCACAGCCACUACAGCACUGAGACCCUUCCUUCCAAGAAAGACCAAGAGGAGGGGGUCACUGAAAAACUGCAGAAUGGUGACUUGGAUCACAUAAUCCCUAACAAGAAUAGUGACCUGGAAUGCAAGAAUCCAUCUGUUGAUGAGAAGAUUGUUGGCUCCUUGUCUGUUCAGGUACCCACCUAUACUACUAAUGUAUUGCUUCCAGCCCUGCUGGAGAUAAGUUGUCUUAGUUUGCAAGAAAUAGACUUAAUGGGAAGACUGAUCCAAGAUAAAGCACCUCGUAUGUAUCUUCGUCUGCUUUUGUUGGGAAAGGGUAGAGGGAGUCUGCCUUUGGCCCAUGCAGACAUAACAUCUUCUGCUUUCAUAGCCAGUUAGGAGAUUGGCAGUGUGCUGUGACAGCUCCUGACAUCUGAUGACUUAUUUCUGCAGAAGCAGAUGGAUAUUGGCACAAUCCUAGGUGGGUGGUUUGCACUGAUGUACUGGCAGAACAUGGAAAAUAGCAGCAAACCUGAUACCACAAAAUUGCCAGGCAAACAGCUUGCUUGGGUAGAGUGGGGAGAUGAGAUGAGGCAACGUUGGAAGUCUGUUACAUUUCACAUUUUGUUGGUUAGGACAUUGCUACUUUAAAUUCCUUGCUCUGCUCCACAUUUCCCAAAGCAUCAGUGUGCUUUUGUAUCUCCAGUUGUAAGCUCUAGGUGGCAGUGUGUACACAUUGUAUGAUGCAGGCUCCAUGUGCUCUUGUACUGCAGGAGUUGAUGAGAGAACUCUUAAUUUCAAGCACUGAUCUGCUGCCUUUUCAGGACCUCCAGGCUUCUCAAAGCACUUGCUAUUGGCUGAAGGGCGUGCGCUACUCUGACAUUGGCACCUUGGCUUGGAUGAUCACCCUGAGUGAUGGUCUCCACAAUUUCAUUGACGGCUUGGCCAUUGGUGCCUCCUUCACUGUGUCCGUCUUUCAGGGGAUCAGCACUUCUGUGGCCAUUCUCUGUGAAGAAUUUCCUCAUGAGCUAGGUAUGUGCUCCUCAAACUCUGAGAUAGGACUGAAGCAAAUGCCAGGAGUGUGGUGUCUGGAAAUUCUCUUGAUGUCUACAGGACAGAACCAUGUAUACAGCCUUUUCUAAACAGAGGUGCAAGUGGGAGCACUUUCCCCAUGCUUCAGAGGGAUGGCUGGGCCCAGUCCUGUGGGACUCCCUCCCUCCCUCCCUCCCUCCCUCCCUCGACAGGGCCCCUCCCCUGCUGAACUUUAGCUCUUGACAAGGACUUUCCUGCUUCGGGUGGCAUUUUAAGGUAGCUUUCUGAUUCUGGGAUAACUUUCCAUUGUUCUUAUUCUUUGUAUUUUUUAAAUACACCUUAUUCUGAGUAUUAAACAGGAUAUAAAUACCUGAAGUAAAUUAAUAAGGAGGUUGCAGAGUAGGGCUAUUGAGGGUCGUGACCCAGGAAUCACUUAAUUUAGUGUUGGGUGGGGGAAGUCCCUUGAACAGUUAGUUAGUAGCUUAAUAUCUGUAGCAGAUGGGUCAGAGGGGGCAGGGGAACAAAAGAUACAGAAGUGUGGGCCAGAUUCAGUCAACAAGUCACACAAGCGGAAGCCCACACUUGUCUCAGAAUAAGGCUAGUUGAAACAAGUCACUACCCUCAGGCACAAAUGGCUUUGUGGGCAGAUUAUUUGGCUGGAGGGCGCAGUGAAAUUCUGUGUGCUGUCAAAGGAUGCUGGAGCUCCUAUUAACCAUGUGUCAGAAUACCAUGGGGAAGCAGGCUUAACCCACCACACCACUGCAGGAUCCUUGUUAUUUUCUCCAAGUGUAGAGAAAAUGAACGUGGCCUUCAGGCAUCUCCUUUCUCUGGCGGCCACAAGGAAUUCAUGGUAGUGUUUGAGCAGCCUUCACCCACCUGGCACCUGCCACUCCCAUCAGCAUGGGCCACGUUUGUGAAGGCUUUGCUAGAAACUAGUUUUAUGUACUUGUGUCCCACUGUGAACCGAUCCCUUGAAAGGAGGAUUAAACCGGACCCGUCAGGUGCUUGGAGGAUUGUUAGAGUGAUCAGCAAUGCUUCUGUUGGCCAUGCAAGCACUGAGUUUUAAUGGGACUUGGGAGACUACAGCUCUCUUUGCAAACCUUCCAGGUAGUUACCCCCCCCCCCAGGUUAUCUGGUGAUCUAGUUGAAGGAGGUGGUUGAAGUGUGUCAGGACUGCCUCAGGUCUCAGCUCACAAAAGACCAACGCCAAUCUCUUCUUAUAUACAAAAGUGUUUAUUGGAGUUCAUUGUUUGCUUCACAUCCGAGGCGCGCAGCCCCACGUCUGUUACUCUUAGACCGUUGAAGUCCCCUCUGAGUCAGUCCCUCCCCUGCACCAGUUUAAGAAGCUUGCGCUGCUCCACCUCUUCCUCUCUUUCCUUUUCCGCAGGGUCUUCCUGCCCCCUGGGGUUUCGCCUCUCCUGGAUUCCCCUGAGGCGGAAUCUCCAGAUUGCUCUUCCCCCCUCCUGCGAGCUUUGGGACCUGGCUCCUCCUCCGGGCUCCCUGUACUUCCGCGCGCCUCCACAUUUGAACUUGGCGCGCGCGUCCAACCUCUAACCUUCCUUUUGACAGUUACACUACUCCCUUCACUACUCUCCUCCCCUUCCGGGAGGGUGGCUUGCUCCGACCGACCUCCCUUCUCUGCUGCCGGAGCUGCUUCCCCUGAUACACUGGAACCUCCACUCCCUUCGCUGCACUCUGGCGGGGAGGCUGGUCCCGACGCUCAGCUGCCACUUUGGGAUCCCCUGCUGGCCCCCUGCUCCUGACACGUCCCCCCUGGGGCUCCCCUGGCCUUGACCACCGGCGCCCCCUUCUGGGAAUCCUCUGAUUCGCUGGAAAGACUCAUGGAAUCUCUUGAGUCAUUGUCAUCCUCUUCCUCGCUGUCCUGGGAUUCAUCCCCAUCGCUCUCCAUCUCCUGCCUACCCUGUGCCUCUGUCCCUGAACCCCUGACAAAGUGCUUUAGUGAAUUUGAGGUGUCUGAACUGUAUAUCGUAUAUAGAGUCAUUAGGGUUUAAUGCUUAACCAACGCUUUUGUGCAUCACCAUAAACCUGAGAAAGUAUAUCAAACAAAUAUUUUUGAUUUGCAAAAUGCUACUGUUGAUUGAACAGGAAUCUGAUUAAACUUUGAUCCCCCUGACCUGAUGCAAUCUCUCCUUUUUCACUUCCUUCCCAUUGCCCUUGGUCACGCAGGUGACUUUGUCAUUCUGCUGAAUUCUGGAAUGUCCAUCCAGCAAGCGCUGUUCUUCAACUUCAUCUCUGCUUGCUGCUGCUAUGUGGGACUAGCCUUUGGGAUAUUGGCGGGCAGCCACUUCUCUGCCAACUGGAUCUUUGCUUUAGCUGGUGGAAUGUUUCUCUACAUUGCAUUGGCUGAUAUGGUAAGUCCUCAGUUUGGUACUUUCCUGUUCAAAGGAAUCUUGAUUCAUCCCUGAUCAAAUACUGUGUGAUCUUCCACCGCAGUUGGACCAAAUGUGCCUGCAGUUUCAAAAAGGUUGGUGAGUCCUUGUCUAACCAUUGCACAACAUUGUUAUAUCCCAUAAGUAAAGAAAUAGAGGCAUUGCACAUAGCAUCUGGUAGAUGCUUCCUCUGCAGACUUUGUAGUCCUAGCAGGUGCCCAAUACUGAAGGGAGGCCCUGGCUAGCUGACACAGGUAGGGGCUGUUAACAGAGGGGGCAUGAUCCCUCGGCUGAGUUAGAAUACUGUGGGUCAAACCUCAGCUGCCUUUGUGGUGGGGGGCAGGGAGGGAGUUGUAAUCAAAUCUGGCCCUAUCUGACCCAUGUGAAGGGCUGCCCUGCCUUCAGGGGGCCUCAGCUGGGUGGGCAAAAUAGAAGGGGAUGUUGUGUAGGGGAGGGGGCUAAAGCAGCACAAUCCCACCAUGGGAAAAUGGCUGGAAAAGCGGUGUCCCAGUUCCCAUACCUACUCUUUCCUUUUUUAUUAUUAUUUUAUUUUAUUUUAUUUUACUUCUUUAUUUCAUGAGAGGGCAUUUAUGUGAUUUUCGCUUAUUCCUGGAAUGUAACACCCGCCUAAGUCAGGAGUCACCUGUAUCUAUUUCACAUUCCCAUGUUGUGUGCUUCCCUUCAGAUGGCAGGCAGACAAGCAUAGGAGCUCUAGCUGUGUUAUGAAUUAAAUGGCAUGUGGGUGUCCACAUUUUCUGUAAUACAUCUCUCUAACUAAUUUUGAAACUACCAGAAUGCAGAGUUGUAUCUUGUUGGUGGUGAGCCUCAAUCCAGCUAAAUUUGUGGCUAGGUUGAAUUCAAACCAGAUUAGUCAUGGGUAAUUUAGGUUCCAAUCCUCAAUCACAAUAAAAGUUGGAUAGAUUGGAGCUCUCUGUGUUGAAAAGACUAGGUCCUGCAUAAAAUUAAGUUUUUAUAUCUGGUAGGAAAUACUGUAUAGCCUCUUGGAAGAUAUGGCUUUGUGUUUGCUACAGAACUAAAUGUAAUUUCUUUCUUCUCCCAAUAGUUCCCAGAGAUGAAUGAAGUCAGCCGAGAGGAUGAAAGGAGUGGUGGUGCUCUGAUUGCCUUUGCCAUCCAGAACGCAGGACUUCUGACAGGAUUCACCAUCAUGGUGCUGCUUACCAUGUACUCGGGUCAAAUCCAGCUUGGAUAG
Molecule: messenger RNA, 66961 nt
Organism: Podarcis lilfordi (Lilford's wall lizard)
Lineage: Eukaryota; Metazoa; Chordata; Lepidosauria; Squamata; Lacertidae
Source: the annotation of a GenBank genome assembly